Molecule: messenger RNA, 89082 nt
Organism: Pelobates cultripes (western spadefoot toad)
Lineage: Eukaryota; Metazoa; Chordata; Amphibia; Anura; Pelobatidae
Source: the annotation of a GenBank genome assembly
CUGCAUUCCAGCAUGGCGCUGCAGCCCGGCAGUGGAGGAGCUGCGCACUGAGAUUGCAGCGGCCCCGGGGACCUUACGGAGCAGGAAACUCCGACUAACCCCCUUCACUACUAUCACUGGAUCUCUCACCCAAUUCUCCAGACGGCACCCAGGUAAGAGCUGUACUCUGGAUAACUCUUCACACCCUCCCAUCGUCAACCCCAGGAUACUUACACCCCCCACCCCCUUCCCCUCUAUCUCAUGUCAGUGGUAUUUAAAUCCCCCUGGCAGUAUUACCUCCCCCAGCCCUAUUAUCCACCCCAGGGUAUUUAAAUCCCCUGACAGUAUCCCCCAGCCCCACUAUUAUCCACCCCAGGGUAUUUAAAUCCCCCGGCAGUAUUACCCCAGCUCCCACCAUUAUCCACCCCAGGGUAUUUAAAUCCCCCUGACAGUAUUACCCCCCAGCCCCCACCAUUGUCCACCCCAGGGUAUUUAAAUCCCCCUGGCAGUAUUAUUCCCACCCCCAUUAUCCACCCCACGGUAUUUAAAUCCCCCUGGCAGUGUUUUCACCAUCCCAGGGUAUUUAAAUCCCCCUGGCAGUAUUAUCCCCCCCAUUCUCCACCCUAUGGUAUUUAAAUCCCCCUGGCAGCAUAACCCCCUCAUUCUCAAACCCAGGGUAUUUAAACUCCCCAACAAUCCCCCAUCUUAUGCCAGUGGUAUUUAACCCCCCUGGCAGCAUGAGCCUCAUUUCUCUACCCCAUGGUAUUAAAAUCCCCCUGGCAGCAUUAUUCCCCCUCAUUCUCAUCCCCACGGUAUUUAACCCCCUACGACAGCCUGCCUUCCACCCCCUGACAGCAUGCUUCUCCCCCUUAGAGCUGCAGAAAACACUUUGUGGAUGGUAACUCUAUCACACACCAUCCCAUACCUUUGCCCCCCUGCAGCCACUUAUUCCAAAUGGAAGAUAAUUCUGCCUCCCCAUGGGGUAGAACAGACUUUUUAUUUGCCCCCUAGUGUGAUGGAAUGAGCAGUGGGCAGUGAGUGCUUUGCUCUAACUCAGUGGAUUGUAUAGUUUAAGGGGGGCACACAGGGGUUAACCUCUUUCUGUGGCAGUACUUCCAAUAGAGGGUUAAAAAAAUGUUUUUGUUCUGUGCCCACCCCACCUUGGUGACUUCAGUAUUGUCCCCCACUGUCCUUCACAGAAUUUGCAGCCCCCCUGUCCCCCCUAUCUUUGCCUCCUGGAAAUGCCACGUAGGCUUUAGUGACUGCAGAUGGAGAGAGAGAGAGGAUCCUGCGCCCUCCCAACUCACUUUUCUCCCCUCCUCCUUUUUUCUCCUUCUUACUUUUUUCAUAUGUAUUUUCUUACUUCAAGGCCAAUCGUCUUGCUUUAAAAUUUUCAACUAUAUUCCCUUAUUAUGUGCCUAUUGAUCUCCCAUUAGACGGGUGCAACCCCCCUCUCCCCUACAGUCACAACAAAGGGCUAUUGACUUUUUGUAUGACGUCACCCCACGGACAGUUACUUGCUGCGGGCGGGCUCUAAUGUCAGUAAAAAGGGGGUUGGUGGGGGUUACCAGGGUCUAGGAUUAUUGCUAUUCAGGGACCGAAUUAGUCCUCUGGAUUUAGUAUAGAUGGACACCCCCACUCCCCCCCCCCCCUUUCCUAAACUUCUCAGCCCCAACCCUUGUAGUUUGAUGUUGAAUGUGUGUUGCUUAAAAAUGUUUUUCUAAACUUUGUAAAUGAAAGGGAAAACAAAGAAACUGCAAAAAAAAAAAGAGCCCCACGUGAUGCAUUUACUCUUACAGUGCCCUGCAUUACUUGGCACUUCCAUGGAAGUCGAUGUUUUAUGAAGUGAUAAAAACAUAAUGACACUUUUACUCAACAUUCCUUUAGCAAUAUAUUCACAGAUGUGCUAGUUAAAUAUGAAAACCCAAGCUGCUUCUUAAUCUAUAGCAUUUGGAGUCAGCGUUUUUCAGAUUUGCCUUAAUAAAUAUGAUCUGUGGUCUCCAGACCAAGAGACCAGGGAAGUGAAGUAGAAGCAUUGAAAUGAUCUUGUAAUAUCCAUCACAAUGUUUACAGAUCAAUUAAUCUAUUGAACAGAACACCUGAUUGCUGUCUGUGGUUUUCUAUAUAAUCUCUUAGGUGUAUUUUUACCGGUUAUGUAUCUCAUUGAGUUACUUGGAAGAACUUUGUUGAAAUGUAGCAAUACUUUACAAAUAUGACAUAAUAAUUACAUUUGCCCUCUAAAUUUUUUUUUUUUUUUGAAUGUCAUUCUUUUGUCUCCUACCCAUAUAAAAAUUGAUCUUGAAAACUGUUUAAUCAAUUCAGUGGUUUAACCCCUUAAGGACCAAACUUCUGGAAUAGGGAAUCAUGACAUGUCACACAUGUCAUGUGUCCUUAAGGGAUUAAGGCAGGAUCAAUUUUUUUUUUAAAUCUUUUGUUAAUCUAUAAAAGUGACCCUUUAUACAAUAUCCACUGUAGGAUACAAUCAGUAUAAGUCCCUUUGUAGCCACUCCAGAACAUAACUAGUUUGUCUAGCAACUUUGUGUUACUGUUCACCAUACAUAAUUUCAGCUAAAGGAUCCAACAAAAUGUAUUAACACCUUGUUCUAAGUGUCUGUCUAUGAGUGAUGGGGCAGUUUUACUGCCACUGCAUAUUUACAAAACUCAUUCUUUGUCAUAGGACUAAACCUCACUUUCUAGGACUGAUGAGCAUUUUAGAGAGAAACUAUACAGUCAAUCAUUUGCUUUUCCCCUGAUUUCAGUGUGAUACAAACUCGUUUUCUAUUGAGACAGAAUUGUUACGUUGUAAAACAAAAAUGGUACUUUGCUGUUUAUUUGCAUUUGGUUUGACACACAUACAUGUUUAUACAUUGAAGCAGUGAUGGCCACCCUCGCUUCUCCAGAUGUUUUCAUACAUCAGCUACUAGCCCAGCUGUGCAUGAAACAAAAAUAUGAGUUUGCUAACUUUAGCCAGGGCCUCACAAAGCAGACUUUCAAAUGCCAUGCAUACAUUCCUCGUAAGUUUCAGCUUUUUGUGAUUAGAUUUCUGGCGUACCCAUUUUUAUAUAUUCCUCAUGGAUGCUGCAGUGGGCUGUCUUCGUUUUACAGCGGUUUCCAUAUUUAAGUGUUAGAAAGUCCAAGUUCGUCUCUGGCCAAAGCAGACAUUGUUCCAGUUUAACAGCUGUGCGAUUGGCACCCUCUGUCUCUUUCCUCCAUACAAAUUCACCUCCAAAUUCUCCUUUCUCUAAACUAUCCCAGUGCGUUGGGGUUGAAUUCCAUUACCGUGAAUCAAUGACCAUCUUGUAAAAUGUAGCACGAGAUCUACAAAGCAGGAUGGAAAUAUCUAUGAUCCCUCUAUCUUCUGCUUACAUUUUUCCACUCUUAAAGUAAGGGGAAAAAACUGUUCUCUUUGCACAUUAUUCCACAGAACAAGCUGCCACAAGUGGAAGGCUUUUGUACAUAAUAUAUUGUUUUAACAAGUUUACUACCCCCUCCCAGUACACUUGGCCUGGGUUAUACUUAGGCACUACCUUGGCAAUGGCAUUGAAUAAUGAAUGUCUAGAUGUGUUUUCUGGCAGACCUCCUCUGACUAUAAAUAGCCCUUUCAAAAAUGAGUAAGCUAAUACUCUGCUAGGCUGGAUUUAUUUUCUCUCCAUAUAGAUUUUCUUGCUUGCCCAUAGAAACACAGUGACUUCCUUGUUCUGUCUCAGUAGCUCUAUGAUAUCGGAUCUCCUUCACCUAUCGUUGUAAUAUUCAAGGAUGAGCUGGCUUUUUUGUUUAAGGUUUAAACUUAAAGAGGAAAUACUUCUUGCCUGAAAUGAGCAGUGAGGAAUUGUUUGCAUAUAUGUAUAUAAUGAAGUAGGGCAGAAGUCGUGUGGAAUGACCAUAGACAUAGGUGACCCUUCACAAAGUAUCAUCGGGUGUCUACAAGAGCUGGACCUUGCGUGCGUCUGCUGAUGGUCUAGAAGUAAAAAUAGGGAGGUUUGGGCCUAAGAUUUCACAGGUGUCUCCUCUCCUGACCUGUGCUUUGAAUGACUGAAGGUGGUGGCAUGUGAACGUGUUGCGCUGACUCAGAUUUGUACCAUUUAUCCCAUUUCUUCCUCACAUUAAAUCAGGGGUUUGAAUGGACACUCCAAUCAGCUGAGGUGUUUUUAGAGUUAACUGCAUGUCCCACCCCCUGCCUCCCCCCCCCCCACCCAAGACCUAUUUUAUAAAAAUACACACUUUUAAAAAACAAAAUGGCACUUUUAUAAAUGACCUUAGUAAUCAGAGCUUGUCCGAAACCACAGGAAUAAAGAUGAUCAAUUCUUCCAAAAUUCUUACAUAUGUAUUUUGUGUGUGUGUAAGGAUGUUAAUGCAAUUUUGGGUGUUUCUCUGUAUUAGGUGCCUGGUGUUUGAUUCUAUUUACCUUGACCAAUAAGGAAAUACAGAGUGGUAGUUUCAUUUCUCAACUAAAAAUUUUUCUAUGGUAACAUAAUACAACAGAUAUUUCAACACUGCCUCUUACAUAUAGUUCACCUAUGUAUUCCUUGUGAGUACCAAAGAGUUUGUUUUUUUCUGUAUUUAUUUCCUUGUAAGAUUAAACUGUAAAAGGAAAGGAAUGUAAGCCUUGUGUGUGUUAGGGGUGUGCUAUUGGGCUUUAAUAUACUUUUGUAUUUAGAAUUGCAGUAGGGUCUGUUGAGUAUGACACACAUUUCAGUCUAAAGUGAAAACUUUUGAAUUGUUUCUAUCAUGUUUGGUUAUUUGAUUAUGUAGCCUGUGAUAUUACUAAUGAAUGGAUCUAACAUGCACCUGUCAUGCCUAGCAUAACGUGGUGUCACUUUACCAACAUUAAUUUAUCCUCUUCAUUGUAUUAGUCUAUUUCUAUAUUGACAGGAAAUGUAGACCUUUUUUGGCUUCCUUCACCAGCUGUCAAUCAGUUCUUAUUUUUUUUUUUUUUCUUCCUAAAAAUGGUUAGAACCAAUGCACCCUAGAAAAACCCUCCUUCUUCAGGCAGUGUAGUUGCUGUGAUUAACUGUGCCUUGCAAUAGCUUACUUGUGCAUUAUUUAAGAUGGAGCUUCUGAGACUGGGGGAGCCCUGCAUUGGCACACGUCUGAUGGGUGGGUUGAGGGGGGAAAUGUCUAAGGACUUAUCAUUGCACAGUAAGCACUGCAUUGAGCUGUUCUAGUUAUGGCACUCAGUGUCUCUUUAAAAAAAAAAUGUAAUUAUGCAAAAGGAACUAACUUAGCCGCAUGUCCAUUGUAAAAUUGUGUGCUUUAAACCGUUGCUGAAAAAGUCACAUGAAAAAAAAAAUUGUAGCUGCACUAUAUAUUUAUUCAUUCAUUUUAUGUAUUGCAUUUUAUAUAGUGUAAAUCUAAAACUUCACUUGAGGUUUAUUCUUUUGAUAGAGGCAUUUUACAUUUUUGUAUUUAUUUUUUUUAGUUUUUUUUGUGUGUCCUUGAGGGGUAGCACUUAAUUUUGAUAGUACCUUUACAUUAAUCUAUUAACUAUGAAGCAGAAGCUGAAUGUAGCAUUAAAAAGCUAGUUUAAAACUAGGCCGUUUUUCACCUUUCCCUCUUUGCAUGAGGACAUCCAGCGUCCUCUAAAUCCAGAUAGGAGAGCAUUAAUUCAAUGCUUUCCUAUGGGGAAGGCCUAGUGCACACACGUCACUCACCGCGCAUGCAUAUUGGGGUCCUUCCAGGUGCUAAUGUCAGAGAAGGCUGAGCCAGCGCCCAAGAUACUUCGGUGCGAGAAUCAGAUGAGUGAAAGAAAGGGUUAUUUAACCCUUUCAAGGCUGUGGAGCAGGCAGAGGAACACUUUUGUGUUAGGAAUACAACUUUGUAUUCCUACCACUGUAGUGUUCCUUUAAUCAUUGUAUUACUAUAGUUCUGGUAGUUGUGGUUUUGAUGACAGAAUAAUUUAGAUUAACAGUCCAGACAUUAUCAAAAAUCCACUCACUAUUUGCAUUCCAAGUCUAUCUGGUUGACCAAAAGGACCAUUUUUUAAAAAGCACUACCGAUGCAUAGCGUGUAUGUUUGUAGAAAAAAAAAAAACAUAUCCUCCCUGCAGUUAGUGGGUCACAGUCAAGCUGUGGUUGAAGCAUACUGAUGUUAUGCUGCCAGGAGUGUCCUGGUGUCGUUGUAUCCCUCUCCCCAUGUAAGCAGUCAAACGGUUUGCUGGUUGCUUGACAAUUUAGUUAACAGUUCAACCCCUGAAGGUAAGCUGGUACCAGGGACCUCCUGCCACCAUAACAACUUAAUUCUGAUGAAGUUGUUAUGGUGUUCGGAGUGUUGCUUUAGCAUGCGGACAUUUAAAUGUUGAAAUUUGUGAAUACAUUUACACAGUUAAAUAGACACUAGAGCUAGAUGCAAAAAUGUAGAAAUUAUAACUUAGUAUCUAUUUUUUUAAUUUAGGGAAGUAUAUUUUAAGAACAAACUCUAAUUUUCAGCACCUGUGAUCAGGACAUUGCGUGGAUGUAGAAGAAUGGUUGGAACCGCUUACUUGGCCAAAUUCUCUGCAUACUCGUAUGCAACACUCUAAGAGUUUAUGCAAGCCGCUAAAUACUCUUGGGGUGACACCCCAUAGCAUUGCUGACUGGCAUGGCGCAUGACAUCCCAAAGGCUGCAACUCUCCUAUAAACAUGCGUGGUCACACCUCAUGAAAACAUUUCUUGAGAAGCGAGUGACAUCUGCUUUUUAAGACAUUGUGAUUUGUUUCUUCCUCUGGUGGAUUGUGAAAUCUUGCGUUGUAUAAUAACAUUACAAGAGAAUAAUAGGGAUGUAUUCUUCAAGUUAAGUUUGACACAAAUCACAUUUAGAGAAGUUUGUAUGUAUAAAAAGAGCUAUUGAGAAAAUUGUUGGGAGUUCAAAUUAGGAGUUUAAACUAGAUAGCCAAAUUGAAAACAUUUUUAUUUCAGAUAUUGUGGCCUGAAAUUUGCUUUGAGUUUCUAACAUUUCACACUGUAUCGAAUAUUCAUAUAAUGUAUACGAAUGCGUGAAAAUACAUGCAUCAGUGCUUCAAUGGCUCAGAAUACAAGAAUUUCAAAUACAAAAAGCAAGGCACUUCUGGGAUAACGUAAUGUUUUUUAUUUAUUUAAAUGUCCAGUAGCUUACAAAUGUACGAGCAAUUUGUUCAAAUUAUAUGUGAGUUGGCACUUUAAGCACCAUAAUCACUGAAAAAGUUGAAUUCAGGUGUUUCAAUCAAACCGAUUGCCAUAGGUGUAUAAAACCAAGCACCUAGCCAUUCAGCUUGCAUUUACAAACUUUUGUGAAAAAAAUUAGUUCGUUCUGAAGAUCUUAAUGCAUUCAAGCGUGGUACUGUGAUAGGAAACCAUCAUUGCAAAAAGUACGUUUGUGAAAUUUCAUCCCUGUUAGAUAUUCCACUGUCAACUGUAAGUGGUAUUACUGGGAAGUGGAAGCAUUUAGGAUGAGCAGCAACUCAGCCACGAAGCGGAAGACCACGUAAAGUCACGGAGCGGUGUUACUGAUUCCUGAGGUGCAUGGUGUGUAAAAGUCGCCAAUGCUCUGCUGAAUCCGUAGCUGAAGAGUUCCAAACUUCCACUGACAUUAAUAUCAGCGCAAAAACUGUGUGGUGGGAGCUUCAUGAAAUGGGUUUCCAUGGCCGAAUAGCUACAUGCAAGCCUCACAUCACCAAGUACAAUGCCAAGGGUCGGGUCAAGUGGUGUGUGUGGAAUGGUUUUAAGGGAUUGGGUUAGGCUGCUUACUUCCAGUGAAGGGAAAUUUUAAUGCUUCAGCAUGCUCCAAGACAUUUUGGACAAUGCUUUGCUUCCGACUUUGUUGGAACAGUUUGGUGAAGGUCCUUUUCUAUUCCAGCAUAACUGUGCCACAGUGCACAAAACAGGGACUAUAAAUGCACCUGGUGUGUAAAAACGUGACUGGCGCGCACACACAGCCCUGAGCUCAACCCCAUCGUAAACAUUCGAGUGAAUGGGAAGGGAGAACCAAGAUAAUGCUAGCCAGGCCUUCUCGUUCUACAUUAGUGUCUAACCUUCCAAAUGCUCUGCUGGAUGAAUGGGCAACAAUUUCUACAGAAAAACUCCAAAAUCUUGCGUAAAAGCAUUCCCAGAAGAGUGGAAGCUGUUAUAGCUGCAAAGUGUGAACAAAUUACAUAAUAAUGUCUAUGUAUUUAGAAUUCGAUGAUAAAAAUCACUGUUGGUGUACUGGUCAGGUAUCCUAAUAAUUUUGUCCUUAUGUACUCAGAGUAUGUACUUGGCUCAGCCAAUGAAAGACCAGUGGUUCACAUAAUUUUACCCCACAGCCAAUCGUGGUCUUUUUUUUAACUGUCAAAUUUGUACUCUGCAUGGCUCUGAAAAAACUUUACAGAACAGUGAUUGGCUGUGGGGUGGAAUCAAGUCAGCAACUCGGCUCACACUGAUCGAUUUACCUUCCAAACAAAAAUGGGGUUUUGUGAAAUGGGGUGGGAUGGUUAAAUCGGUGGAGAUAAGCUACAGAAAACUGCAACUUUUUUUGUUUGUAUUUAAUGUGCUUAAGUUGUGUCUGGGGAAUCCCCUUUAAUGUAGGCCACGGGUCUUUCUUUAUCCACAUCCACUCUGCCUGUGAGAGCAAGGCCAUGCCAUCGGAAUGUGGAAAACUUCUUAUUCCAUCUCCCCUCCCCCAGUUUUGUUAACGCUUAACUUGUUAAACUUUCUCUUCAUAUUUCUAUUGUUUGUUGUUUCCUUUAUACUACUUGUUCCUUUAGACUUUGUAGUUUAUAUUGACCUACCCACCUCUCUCGCCUUGGCUUCCUCCUCAUUGCUUACUGAUUGUAACCUAUGAUUUUGCUAUACAUGAGGCUCAUCAUGAGUCACAGCCCAUAUUUGACUUUACUUUAGUUGGCUCUAAUUUCUAAAUGCAAUGCAUACUGCAUUCUUUAUAACUAAAAAAAAAAAAAAAAACACACUUGAGGUUAUUCGUAAAAACUCUAGAUUGUAGCAAAUUAAGAUAUAAGCUUUUCAAAUUAUUUAUCUACAACAUUUCCCAUAUACUUUUACAGUGAUUUCUAUAGAUGACUCACUUGAAAAGUUUAUCCAAAAAUAUGAAUUCAUUUGAAAAAUGUAUCCAGAAAUAUUAAACCUUGGCUAAAUCAGUCAAACUGUGGCUAGAGCCAAGGUGGAGAAAUUUUUUGAGAUCAACUAUAUUUGUUCAAUUUGCUGGAUUUAAUCCACUAAAUGUAGGUUUUUGUGAAUAAUCUAGUCUUGAUAGUCUGGCAAGCCAUUCAAUAAAUUAGUGUUUGUCAUUGAAUAGUUUUUUUUUUUUUUUUUUAAUCUCGUUUCAAUUUCUUGUACUCAAUUUACAGGAAGGAAAAACUGUCUAGGAACAACAAAUGUUUAUAUAUUUUUAAAUACUAACCAUGGCAAUAGUGGAUUUUGAGCUCCGGUUGAUUGGAUGGUGGCAGAUAGCCAAAAUAAUUUAGCUAUUGGAGAUGAGGAAUCAAGUGGCAGUCAGGUUAAAUUAUUUCCUUAGUUUGCUUGUCCAAAACUGAACAUCUUCAUGUAUGGUUGGUGAACCAGUUGCGUCUUAGUUACCAUAUUGGUAACUUUGCAUCAGUGUUGGCCUGUCACAGUGACUUUAAAUCUGUUAUCUCAACAUACACUAGACUUGUCAAUAUUGUAGCAUUUAUCAGUGUGAUUAUUUGGCUGUUGUGUCCUAAAUUUAUAAAUUCUCUUUUCAUUUCACUUAAGCGUGGUGUUUAGUGGAUUCCCCCCACUUUCUCUAGCAGAAUGGAUUGUUUGAAUGGUCUUUCUUUCCGUACUGGAGGCGCAUACAAAAAUGUAAAAGUUUUGUGCGAAUUUGCCAAGGUCAUUCUGCUUUGUAUCCAGCUGUUAUCUUUGUAAAAAGGCAAAGCCUGAUUGUUAUAUUUUGCAUUCCUGUGGGUGAAAAAGGGACACAUUGAAUUUUUAUUUUCUUGCAAAGCCUGUAGGGCAAAAGGAAGAUGGCAAAUUAUUCGUUCCUUGUAGACGUCUGCAAAAACGUUUCCUGUCAAUUUAAUAUAAGGAAUUUUGCUGCCUGUAAAGUUACCAAAAAUCUGUUAUUUUUUUGACAAUAUUAUGAUUACUGUGCUAUACUUAAAAGUGUCCAAGUGCACCAGAGUUAUCAAAAUGAUUUUAUUUGAGUAGUUCCAUGUCCCCUUUUCUUUUCUUUUUUUUUGUGAAUGUGUGUACUAUGCGGAAAAUAAUUUUUUUGCGCUAUUUCAUGCUAGCUGCAUGUUUACAUUGUGUUUUAACAUAACAAUUAUGCUUUAAUUUUCUUGACAUAUGGCACAAUGGUAUUACUCUGCGUGCUUGGUAUUGAGAGGUAAAAUAAUAUUUGGCUAGAAAAUAAAAUGCAUUUAAUUGAUCAGAAAUCUGCCCAGUGUUUGAUUUUUUUCUUUGGCCACUUAAAUAAAAAAUCAUUUUUUUUUCCUCAUGUGUGGUGUUGUGAACAUUUAAAAACUAUUCACUAUCUGGUUUGCUUGCAUCGUCAUAAGCUUCAGAUUUCUCUAUCUGAGGUGACAGCUGGGCAGAGCCAGUAUUUUACUUAAAAAUUCAAAUAGUUCACUUUUCUUCGAUUAAGAAUUACUCUUUCUUUAAGACAUUUAAAUUUGCAUGCACUGUUUUUCUCUGUUCUCUUCCUGCUAACGUCACUCCCAGCAGACAAGUUCCGUCAUGUCAUCAUUUAUGCCAUCACGUCCAACGUAUGUGUAACUGGAGCUGACAUCAGACGUCUUAUGGCUUAAAUAUAUAGGCCCUGAAGCAGAUUCUUUUAGGAGCAGUAUGUUUGGCUUUUGUGAGAUUGGAAAAGGCAAUAACACCUGUUAGAUGAAAAGAAAAGAAGAAUGUAUUAUUUUUAAUGUCAAAGUGGGUGGAGGUGUUAUAUUGUACUUGGGAAGUUCCUGAUAAAGGUUAUGGAUGUAAUGCUGCUUUGCAUAAAGCCGUAGUGGAAUAUCUGAAUAUCCUUCAGGGUUUAUUUGUAUAUUUACAUUUAAUUAGUCUAAGAAUAUGUGUCUCUUCCUCCAGUGUAAAGGCCUCCUACAUGGUUGAAAGAAUCAAACAGAAUGGAUAAUUGGAGAGGGAUAUCAUUUGAGCUGUGCUUAAAGGAACAAUAUGGUGUUAGGAAUACAAAACUGCAUUCCUAACUCUAUAGUGUCCCAUAUGCCCCCUGCACAUGCGCAGUAGCCUCCCUAUGUAUUUAUAUGGGAAAGCAUUGGAUUGGCUGAGAUCAUUAAGAUUGAUGAUCUCCGUUUUGGAGGCAAAACCAUGAGGAGCCAGCUACGGGGAGACCAGCGCUGCGUGAGUAAAAUCACCUUUUUACUGUGAUUGGAGGGGGGCAGUGACCUAAACAUCCAAUUCAGGACUACAGUGCCAGGAAAACAUGUUUGUACAUAUUUAUUAAUUUAUUUUUUAGCCUUUGUAACUUCUGCAGUGUUGUAAUUUUUUUUAUUAAUUUGUCCUUUUUUAUUUAUUUUUUUUUAUUUAUUUUUUUGAAUGCUGGGUUUUUCAUGUCCGUGUUUCAAUUUCUAAAUUCGAAGUAGGAGAUUCCAAUCAUUCUGCACCCUUAGGUCCUUCUUUUAUGGCAAUCAAACUGCUUAUUAAUAUUAUAACUAUUCUAGUGACAGCUAAGGUGUGAGUUGAAUAAAUUAGAUAUUUAUUGACGUGUCUUAUCACAGCACAUUGAUGCAGUGUUGAUUGUCCUGCAUUAAGGUUAAAAGUUAUUUUACUGACUUCAGGAAACUGAUCAUGACUUUUUCCAGGUACUAGUUGCCCUUAAACUAAUGGAGAAUUAUAUUUUGCAUUAUAUUGUGCAUCAUAAAUAAUUUAUUUAAUGAAGGCCUUUUUCUACUCCGUAUUAAGACAUCCCUAUUACCUUAUAAAACAUUGAUGAUGUGCAUUGGUUGUGUAAUUUCCUGUGCUGUCUAAGUGAUUGGAAAACAAAUACUUUCAGAUACAGUCAUAGCUCAAACACACCAGCAGCUACCCAUCCUUUGAAAACCUUUCAGAAUGUAUCCUGGAAUUAUCUGUCUGUCUCUGUGAACUGAGCAUUCUGGUAAAUAAUGCCAUCAAACCUUCCUUUAUUCCAAAGGCAGCACUGGGACUUACAUGUUCUGGUCUGCCCAAGAUUAGUGAGAGUUACACUUGUAGCUCCCACUGUUGAAUUCAGCUCCUCUCACAAUAAUAUCAUCGCAGAACUGGAGCUGAGGAGACAGAAUUGCUUUUGUUUCUGCCUCCUGUGCUCCACUCCCUUCAAACAAGUAACGAGAGAGGGCUUAAUUCAUCUGAUGGCCACUUCAUAUUGCGCGAAUGUCCAAGGGCCUCUUUAAGAUUAAGGGAACCUUUGCCAGCUGGAGUGCAAUAGUGUAACUCUCACUGUCCAUCCCAGCACACAAAAAAGGUCAUCAUAAACCAUGGAUAUCAGCAUUAAAGGACCACUCUAGGCACCCAGAUCAUUUCAGCUUAAAGGACCACUCUAGGCACCCAGACCACUUCAGCUUAAUGAAGUGGUCUGGGUGCCAGGUCCAGCUAGGGCUAACCCAUUUUUUUUAUAAACAUAGCAGUCUCAGAGAAAUUGCUAUGUUUAUAAUAGGGUUAAUCCUUCCUCCAAAGCCUCUAGUGGCUGUCUCAUUGACAGCCGCUAGAGACGUUUGCGUGCUUCUCAUUGUGAAAAUCACAGUGAGAGCACGCAAGCGUCCAUAGGAAAGCAUUGUAAAUGCUUUCCUAUGCGACCGGCUGAAUGCGCGUGCUCAUUCAGCCGAAUGGGCGGAGAGGAGGAGGAUCGGAGGAGGAGAGCUCCCUGCCCAGCGCUGGAAAAAGGUAAGUUUUUACCCCUUUCCCCUUUCCAGAGCCGGGCGGGAGGAGGUCCCUGAGGGUGGAGGCACCCUCAGGGCACUAUAGUGCCAGGAAAACGAGUAUGUUUAAUGAAGUGAUCUGGGUGCCUGGUCAAGCUAGGGUUAACCCUUUUUUUAAUAAACAUAGCAGUUUCAGAGAAACUAUGUUUAUAAAUAGUUUAAUCCAGCCUCUAAAGCCUCUAGUGGCUGUCUCAUUGACAUCCGCUAAAGGCGUUUGUGUGCUUCUCACUGUGAAAAUCACAGUGAGAAGACGCAAGCGUCCAUAGGAAAGCAUUAUGAAUGCUUUCCUAUGAGACUGGCUGAAUGCGCGCGCAGCUCCUGCUGCGCAUGCGCAUUCAGCCGAAGAGGAGGAGGAGAGCUCCCUGCCCGGCGCUGGAGAAAGAGGUAAGUUUAACCCCUUCCUCCCCCCAGAGCCCGGCGGGAGGGGGACCCUGGGGGGGGGGGGCACCCUCAGGGCACUAUAGUGCCAGGAAAAUGAGUGUUUUCCUGGCACUAUAGUGGUCCUUUAAUCUUAGUGCACCUUGAUAACUAACUUCCAGAACACUUAGCCUAAUUAACGGUGAUAAUGUGGAAUUGUAAUUUCCAUGAUUCCUUGCAGCCAUGGAGAGCCGUAUUUUUUGUCAAACUGUAUUAACAUGGUUUUGACGGAAAAGCAGGUGGAUGAACCAAAUAAUCUUUAAGCGCUGUAUCCACUAUAAUGAGUUGUAGUGGUUGUGGUGCCCUAAACCCCCAUUAAACUAAAAAAAAUUUCGAAAUCAUUGCUACCUUUGAAAAUUACACAGACAAGGCAUUUCAUGGUAAUUAACGUUUCCUAUGAACCCCUGGUAUGCAGAAAAAUAUAUAUUAGUACUAGCGAUUGCUUCUAACUGUUCUAAUGUUUUAAUGUAAGGUAACCGUUUCUUUUUAAGAAUCACUAACCCUUUACGCCUCAGACUGUCCCUUGGAUAUUCAGAGGGUUUAACGAUAAAUAUGACUAGAUAACAUUUUAGUGAUUGGUUAAAUUUGAGAAAAUGUCACUGCUCGUUGUGUUCUUUCUACAUGCAGGAAAAUUUGUAUUUAAAAAUAUAAAAUACAGUCGGCAUUUGACAAACUGAUGACUGUAUGCCACCCAGGUGCAUCGGCUUGCAUUCGGGCCAUGUAAAUGUCAUCAUUCACACUGCUUUGUUUAGUGUAUUGUUCAGUUUCUGAAAGGUCAAAACCAGUGAGGUAAAUGUUUAGCACAGCUGUGUAUUUAAAUACCUUCUUUUUCAGUGGCAGAGCUUUAAAAUCUUAUUAUACUAACCUCAGGAUUUCCAAUGUAAAGGCAGAUAUGGCGAUUUUCCUAGUACCUGGCCAAACCUUACUGCAAGGCUCAGCAGAUGUAACUAAUGCCGUUUAGCUGAAAACCGUAAGGAAAUUAUUAGUAGACAAUGAGUAGUUAUAGAAUAAUUUACUAAAUAGAAAGUUAUGGUUACUUGACAGCCAACAGGCCAAAAUAACCCAACUUUGUAACAUCAUCAAUAUAAAACUCUGUGUUAUUAAACCCCUGCCACCAGAGGGGAGUUGCAUUUUUAUAAAAUAAACAAGGUCUGUUUUUAAAUGGUGUAUGUCAAGACAUUACGUCCGCAAGUCUCUAAAUGACAUUCUUUAUUGCAAUCUGUAUUUAGAUAAUCUGUUAUCAGGUAAUUACUGCUGCUUUGUCUAUUUCUUGCUAAUUAUCCAUGGUCUAGUCCUAUUACCAGUACCCAUAAUAAUUGGGGUGGAGAUUAGAUAAAGAUAUACAGAGAGAAAUGGCAAGCCAGACUAAAUAAAGAUAAACCAACAAAGAGCUGUAUUAUUAGCUGCAGAAAUACAGGCAAUACCUACAAUAUUCGUUUUUUGUUUUUUUUUGUAACGUUUACUUAGAGUGCAGACCUUGCAGACAACUAGGCUUUAUCCUUUCAAGCAUGCCAUAUUAAUGGAUAUUAAAUAUUGUCCUUUAUAGGUACCUGUUAGAACUAUGGCCACUCAUACUUUUUUUUUAUUUUAUUUUUUUACAGAGCGUAACAUUCUAUAUAUACAUUGUGUUAGCAGUUUUUGCUAGCAAAUGUAUAGAUUGGGAGAAAAAACUAUUUUAAAAUAGGUAUUUCUUCCACGUGUCAGUCAAAUCUUUGGCAUAAAAUAUAUGCCGAAGAAAUGGCUGACAAGGGAGAGCAGAAAAGAUUACCCACAGGUGGUGCUUCUGCUCGCCGCACAUAGCAACCAGUGUGCAUGCGCUGUGGUUGCUAUGGAAAGUCCCUAGCCAACGCUAGGGAGCGUAGGCGGAUGUAGGCAUGCUCACAGUGAAGCAGCCAGUUUGCGCAUGUGCAGUGUGAAAUCUGUUUUUUUAGUUUACUUAAAUGUCCCCCAGAAACAGUAUUUAAACCAAGCUGAUACUUUCCUGCAAAUCCUGGACAAAAGAAAGGUAUCCAUUUGAAUUCCAACAUCUGUUAUCCACAUCCUCUAGGGUGCGAACAGACAUGGGCCAACAAAUUAAUAGUGAUUAAUACGACUCUCUGGAGUCAUGGAGAAUGACAUUCCUCCAAAUUUCUUUAAUUGAACACACUAGACAAAACAUACACAAAAAUGUAUGCAAUGAAGAAUCCUGAAAAAAAAAAAUCAUUCUCUGUUGUUUGCAUGAUUCUAAAGGAAGGCAUGCUUAUUCGUUUAUUUUUUACUUUACAAGUGUAAGUAGCAAGGCACCAAGCAAGAAUCUUACAGCUCAACUUUCCCAUAAACCCCAGUGCAGUCUUAUUAAAGUUUAUGAGAAGUGUGCACAAUACAGCAGCUUAUGGGAAUUUCAAGAGAAUACUAAGAACAGGCAGCAGCUGAAGUAGCCUCCCCUUCGGUGGUGUGAUCCUUUGAUGUAAAAUUAGGUUCUUUUUUUUUUCUGUCUUUUUAUACCUAUAUAUUUUUUUUUAACAAAGUAAAAAAAGAGAUAACUGAAAACGUUUUUUCCCUUGCUGGAUAUUUAUAAGCUCUUUGUUUUGUGAAGUUGGUAGCUUUAGUGACCUGAAAAUAUGCGUGUUCCGCAUAGAUAUCCGCAUCCCACCCCUACAUCGUGUUAAACUUAAUUCUCGUGAUAUAACACAGCAGACCGAAUUGUCAUUUUCUUGGCAGGGAGGAACAUAAUGUUUGUUCUGGAUGCUACCCUGAUUAAAUUGCUAAGAGAGGUUGAUGGGAUAACCAUAAAACUGUUUUAUUAUUAUUCCUCGACUUGGCACAAUUAAAGUAUCUAUGCAUGGUAAUAUUUAGUACCUUCUAGUAACAUGAGAUUUCACUACUUUAGUUUCCUUGAUUUCUCACCUGUUAAUUCGUUCUCUCCUUAUUUGUAUGUUCCCAUCUCUAUAUUUUUAGUUUUUUUUUAAUUUGUGUCAUCUGUUAUAUUUACACAUAUUGUAGUAUACAUGUUUGUAUGGUCUCUAAGCACACAUGAGUAUAUGUAGGCUGUAAAUCAUGUUGAUUUGAAAAUUGUUUUCAUUAUAUAGUGUAAAUAUUUUGCCUUGUUUUAAGUAUAUUGUGUUUAUUCGUUUAGUUUUAUUGUAGGUUAGAGAAUUUCUAAGUAGCCGAGGUCAGCUUUAUUGCAGAUUCAUAUUAUUCUGGGUAAUUUUCAGUCUAGUUCUGUCUGCACCUGGCGUCCUUGUAUUGUAACUAUUGCUUGUUUGUGAGGUCUCUCCACCUGGUGUAAUAUUGUAUUUCAGAUCGACGAAAAAAAAGUCGAGCUCAGCCCGUACCACUUGAUGCUGUUUAUACAAAAAAGGUGAUAAACUCAGACUGAAUAAAUUAGGGCCACUAUACCGUCUUAACUUGAGAAUGGCAAUGAGUUUCCCCCUAAAUCAUGCCAUAAUAAAUUGUAGUCAUGUAUAUCCAAUGUAUUCUUAGACGCCAACAGACUCCCAGUCAUUUUGCAUUCUCUCAUCUCAACCUGCAUCACAAAUUCAACUGUCUAGUCUUUAAACUAAACCUCUAUAAAUGCUCCCAUGUUGCAACUGUAGCUAAAUAAUCCGGUUUGCCACUAUUACUGGUAAUGGUGCUUGGGGCAGGUGGUGAGUUAAGCGAGGUGGCUUAACCCCUUAAGGACCAAACUUCUGGAAUAAAAGGGAAUCAUUACAUGUCACACAGGGGGUUUAGGUAAUUCUUCUCUAACCAGUAGUUUCAUUAAUGAAAAGACAUAAGCUUCCUAUAUAGCUAACUGAGCUUUUUAAAGUUCAGUAAUAAUAGCUCAUAGAGCCUGAAUCAUUUAGUGAAGGGCGAGUUAUAGCUUUACAUUUGAUGCCAAUGUCUGUAAGGAUGGCUUCUUAAGAUUAUAAUUGCAACCGUUCUUGGAGAAACAACAAAAUGCACGGAGAUGGGGGAGCAUCUUGCUUACAUAUCAGAUGCAUUAUAAACAGGUGGUAAUAGUACUUAAAGGAUCCCGUUCAUGAGGUUACUCAUGCACUUUCUUAUCCUACUAUAAGCCCUCAAUCCAUACUGUUUCCACAUUGCCUUAGCAUCCUACCCAUCCAUCAGUCAAGUCUUUAUUGUACACCCACGGUAAUUUUUCAUCAGCACUAGUUUAGAAAGUGUGUUUGUGGGGUCAGAAAAAUUAACAUCAAAUGUAGAAAUCCGCACUGCGGUAUUUACCUUUAUCUUGUAACCCUGUCAAUCAUCGCUUAAAAUAUGGAUAUUUUCUGCAGGUGAACAUGGUUAAUAGAAGAGAAGAAACGGAAACAAUGUUUCUGUUCUCCUGCUCAUUUGCAUUAUGUGCCCUGACUGUGCCUGGACUGGAAUGUGAUGCCAUAUUUUAUUUUUCCACUGUAAAAUUUUCAGAGAAGUGACCUUUCCCCUUGAAGUCAAACUCAUCAUAUCAUCUGUGCUUGUUUCACAUUUGACAAAAACACCAGACCAUCAUUUAUUUAUUUUUCUCUUUUUAAUUAUUUUUUUAAGUAACAAUGAUUUUACUAAAGAGGAACUUUUUUUUUCUUUUUUUAAAUAUAAAUCUCCAUCAAAUGAAACAAUUAGUGGAUGUUGGAUCCAUAAUGCAGACUUUGAAAGAAAUCAUGGGAAAUAUCAGAUUACUGAUACAAAUGCUGAUUUACAUUUUAUAAAAAAAAAAAAAAAAUGUAUUAAAUCUUUCUUUUGGAUUGGGGAUACAAAUUGUUUGCUUAUUAGUUAUGUUGCCUUUCUUUUUUUGUUCAAAUGGUAUGCCCUUUAAACAGAACAUUCCAACCACCAGGACAUGCAUGUAUAUUAAUGGGACACUAUAGCAUGUGGAAUUCAAACAUAUAUUGCUAAUGCUAUAAUGCUCCUAGUUAAAUUCUGAACCACACCCCCAUCUUUGCCAUAUAUUUAAUUAUGCUUUUUUAAUUUAUUUUUUGUAUUGGGAUUAUAUCUAAAAACAGCUUGCAGAGCCUGCAGGUCUCUUGUCUGUUACCGUUGCAAACCCUUCCCUUUUAACCUGGCCAAUAAUUUAUGUGGCUGUCGAAUCACAUACAUUCCAAUGCAGCUCAAUGAGAAGUCUCUGUAAGGCAGGUGCUCUGAGCAGUUGCUGCCUCUUGCGUUUAGCUCCACUGAGCCAACCAAACCAGGAAGUAAUAUUACCUGCUGCCUGCUUGAACACCAAGUACAGUAGGUGUAAACAGGUUAAUUUCUUAAAGUGUCCCUUUCUAUUGAAAUUUUCACUUUUUGCAAAAUGAAAUAAAGAGGACAUACUCUUCAUUCAUAAAUAUUUUCAGCAAACUAAAGUGCAUUUGCAGUCUGUGUCCCUUUAAAUUCAAGCAAAUGUGUACUUGGACAUAGCUUUAGUAAUGCAAUAAGUGCACUCGCACCAUUCUUGUUGCACUGCAGGCCUUAAAUAAGCGGAAAUAAAUGUGCUUGUUGUACCUAGGUGUUAUUGCAAUGAUAUGCAAAUUAAAAAAAUAUGAAUAUUAUACUACGGAGAUUUUUCAAAAGCAGUACACCCAAUAGCUAACUUUUUAGUUAACUUUUUAGUUAGCUAAUCCGUUUUGUAAAAAUAUCACUACUGAGAGUUCUGCUUUACCUUUUAAAUCUCAUGUUUUGUUUUUUUGUUUUUCUUUUUGUACCGAUAUUCCAUAUGCUGUUACAGUUCUGUGGAUUGAAUUCUAAGACAUAAAAAAGGUUGCGCCAUUACUGGUGAGUGACGAUAUGCUGCAUGCAAAGUUAUUGUGCUUAAAAAAUUCACUUGGCUGUCAAGAAAGAUAAGAUGCUAUUGAUCUGUACUUUCAGGUUCCUAAAAUUGGCAUAUAAAAAAAAAAAUACACAUUUAUUGCCAUAUAAAAGAUACAUUUCCCAGUGGUUGCUGGAGAUGAAACUGUUGGUUCUGUUUCCUAGCCUCCUCUCCUCCAGCCCUUCCACUGUGCACUCACUGCCACCCACGCACAUGGUGGAAUGUUGAGUUAAUAAGUGCACAUGCUUUGGCCAGAUGGGAUCGGAACUGCAAGGAGACAAAGUCUCCAUGCUAAGUUCUACUUGUGCUGCACUGUGUGUGCAUCUGCAAAGUCUAUAUGCACUGCCACCUCUGCAUUGUUAUUGUUCCAUUACUGGUCACGUGGGAGGAAUAGCAGGAACUGCACUACAUUGACCAAGCCAGAGGAGUGGAACAAUGCGAGCAAUAACUCUCUCAAUGUAACAUAUUAAUCUUUUAGAAGACUUCUCUCAGAUCCUGUCCGUAAUGCCAUAAGCUGAUUAGUAAUAUUUACGUGCACUAUGCUUUGUUUUGUUUUGUUACACACAGGGUUAAACCAUAUUAUAGAACUUUUUUUUAAAAAAUUAUCUUCUCUUAACAUAUUGUUCUUCACCCAUUUUCUCCUAGAAUGCACUGUUCUGACCUUGUUCCUUCCAAGUAUGGACUCCCCUUUUCACCUUCCUUUUCCUGCCCUUCCCUUGUACUGCCAAUAAAUCUUUGUCUCUGGGAGAAUUUUUGUGCUGUAAAUAAACGAUAAUGAGCCAUAGGCAGCAAUAGGGUUAAGGUGUAAAUUGGAAUUUCCUUGGCUAAUAAAAUACUGGACAAUUAUAUGCUAAACUGUUAUCAGUGCCAUCAGUUAUACAUAGGGAGCUGGCACUGUCCUGAACAGAGGAAUAAUAAUAAUAUUCAGAAUAUUUCUCUUGAUCUCCUGCAUUUGGUUCAUUUCCUCUUUCCCUCUCUGGUUUUGUUCAUCACUGGCGUUUAUUUCCGUUUCACUUACUGACUCAUCAUAUCGUCGCUCAUGUCUAUGAUACAGACUUUUCCAGAGAAUUCUAUUGCAAAGGUUACAAAAUGUUCUCCCGGCCCAGUUCAUAAAGGUACAGUGGAGCCUCUUGUUUACUUCCUGGAUGCUAUGAGCCACAUUGCACAAACUUCCUUUUCAAAGGCAGUCCAUAAAAUACUCACUGGGAGCAGCCAUCUAUGUUUUUCUUAGUAAAAGGCAAGCAGUUUAGGUAGUGUAGAAAAAAUUACGUCUUAUAUGUAAGAAUUUUUAUAUAUCUAUAUAUUUUUUGUAAAUACAUUGCUUCAUCAAAUCACUUUGAGCAUUGGAGCCAUAGAACAAAAAAUAUAUAUAUUUGUUUAGUUUUCUUUUCACGGCUGGAAACAAUGAUUCUUGAGAAUUGCAAUAAUUAGCAAGUAAGAAAACCAAAUUGGUUUAUGUUACUAACCCUAAUAUUGAGUGAGUUUCAUAUCAGUCCGCCGUCAACUAACAGGUGUGUACUGUGGCUGUGUGUGUGUGUAUAAUUUAUUUCCAAGACCUGAGGAAAACUUGGAAAAGCUUGACUUUUAAGAAUUUCGUUAGUCCAAUCUAAAAGGUAUCGUUGCAUACUGCAAUACCCUCUCAGGGUUAAAAUGACAGGACCACUGCACCCAUUCCACUUCAUUAAACUCUUUUCCGACUAAACAGACUGUGAAGUUUGAAACUUAUUUAUUUUAUAUAACAAUUCUUACAUAGUGCCCUUAUCAAGAGCACUUUACAUAGAUUAAUAAAUGAUACAUUAAUUGAUAGCAUAUUGAUACAGCCAUUGAGUUGCAGUAUAGAUAAGUAUAAUACGUAGAGGAAAUAUCAUUAUGAAUACAACAACAAAGUAACCUAGAACAAGUAAUUAAACAACAAAGUUUCAUUGAACUAUUGUAUAUUCUCCUCAGAUGUGGGAGGUCAGGAGUAUCAGCAUGAAAUGUACACGUAUUAUUGACCAAAAUAACCUACACUAUUGAUAUGGUUUAUGAACUUCCCAUUGUAAAAAGAGCUAGGGAAAGUUCCCAAAAUUAAACCCCCUUUUCUUCUUUUUUCUGCUUAUUGAGAUUUUGGUAUUUUUUAAAAGUACAUUUUUGAGUGAUUGAUUCUAAUCCCUACAGGUGUGUAAAAGGUUGUAUGUUUACAGGCAGAUUACUAGUAUUCUUAUCACAAAGUAGUCUUAUCAGAUUUAUAGUAGUCUUAUCAAAGAUUAGAUAAAGCUUUUAGGAGGCUUUGAAGAGCAGAUGACCUCUGGAAAAUGCCACGUGAUUAGGAAAUGGCUUCUAAAAAGUUUUUAACUGACCUGUAAUCCUAAAACAUUUUAAAACUUUAUUUCUCUCUUAAAUAAAUAGUAAUGCAAUCUAGACAGAGAUAAGCAGGGCAAGGAGGGAGUAUAAAUAGAAGAGGCGAAACCAAUAAAAUCGGGCAGGUUUAUUACAGUGUUCUGUUGUAAAAAUGUGGGAUGAAUUACUGAAAUUAGGGCAAUCACCAUGGAAACCAGCAAGCACCAUUCCAUUGGUCACUUUUCUCCUUUUACACAUUUUGCUUUGCUUUGAUAAAUCUCACCCAAUGAUUGUUUCUCCUCUCCCAAUGCAAUGUGUGCACUACCUGCGCCAGGAUUGAAAUGGAUUAUAAUGUCAAUUUCUAAAUCUUUAAUAUACAUUUAAAAGAAAAGCAGCGUCACAUUAAAAGUUACCACUACUUAUGGGUGCUUUUCACUGUUUUAAUACACUACAUUUCCCCAAAUUGAGGGAAACAUUGCACUCAAUAUCCUAUUUGGAGUAUAGCAACAGUAUAGAGUACUCACCAGAACUAAUACAGCUUAAUGUUGUGUUUAUGGUGCAAGGAGUCUCUCAGUGCAGUCUCUCUGCUUUGAUGAAACUGUUUUCCAGAAUUUUGGCAACAUCCGGGGUUUCCCCGGUACCAUAAGCCCACCUCAUUGCCUCUGACAUUUUAAUGUUGAUUCUGGUCCUGGCAUUUCAUUUAGUUAGAUUAAUGCAACCCGUUUUCUUUAUAAAGUAAAAUGAUUAUUGUCCUGUUGACCCAUUAAGCCUUUGUGAGUGCAAAAGUAAUAUUUAGUGAGAUUGAGCAAUGCUGAUAAAUUAACACUGAUGGCAUAUUGAAUAUAGGCUUGUUAUCCUAUAAAUGUGAGCAAAGAAAUUUGAAGCUUAUUUAUUUCACAAUGGAGCCACUGAUAACGGGGAAUGGUCUACACUGCCAACUUGCUGCAGCUAUUGCUGUCGUUUAUCAAUUUGAUCCUUGGACAAUCUGUAUGUCCUGAUGGGUUUAUCUCUCAGUCCUAGGGGCAUUGGUCAUGCUUUGGUGGGUUUGCGAGACAUUGCAUUUGAUGUGCCUUGCUGGGAGCUCAUGUUGGGAAUCUUUACUUAAGAUAAGUUGCUGAAAUGUUUGCUUUGUAACAAAGUUUACAUUUUGUCAAGGUUCACAUCAGUAUCAAAAGCAAACAGUAAGUGUGGAUUCCCAGGGACACUGGGCCUUUCAGACUUUGCUGAAAUGGUCAAAGUGACCUUUGCUUUUUCUGUGCAAACAACAGGCCCAGAAACAAGUCCUGCAGCUAUUGUAGCCACUGUGUUCUUUGUUAAUUCUUUGUUGUAAAGUUUGCCAAGAGCUGGCUGGUUUUACAAUGUCUAAGCUUUGUAAUUUAUUUAUUUUUUGCCACUUGUUAAUGUUUUUCUAACUCUUUCCAGAUCUCAGACUAAUUUUGCAGUUUCCUGUGUAUUGAUCACUUUUACUUAAAGUAUUCAUCCAGAAUUGCUUCCCCAUAUUCCCUGAAGGCAGAAUAAAUAGUUCUUUCGACUAACACAUGAUGUGAAAAAAGUCUGGAUCUAAAAGUCAAAGCAAAUGUUUAGGAGACAAAAUUCAUCCUUAAUCAUGUGUUUUAUGUGUCCCAAAACACCCACAUUAUAUUCUUAAUUUUAUCUAUUGCUCUUUAUCACUUUUCAUGUCCCCGAUGCAGUCAUAUGGCACCAAACAUGUCUAAGCUCCUCAGUAAUAGUUAAGCUUUCAUUUUUAGCAUAUACAACAAGAGGUAUGUAUUGGCUAUUGAACAACUAUUAAUGUGGAAUGUAACAUAAACUGACUGCACUUGCACAUGUAUGUUUAGUCCUUCUAUAUACUGUAGUGCUUUUCUAUGUUCUGCAAUGUUUUCAAUUCCAAAUACUUUCUUUUUUGUUGUCAUGAAAGCAUCCCUUCAAAAAGGAUACAUAGAGCUAGCAAAAUAUUGCAAAAAAAGUGCAUUUUUGCACUGGUUACAUUUGAGGUACUCCUUUUGUUCUUUUCAAUUCACUGGGCAUUGAAUUAACAUCAGAUCUUUUAUUCAGAAAUUGAGUAUGUUAUAGUUCUUGUCAGUUAUGCAACUUGGGGGAAAAAAAUAGAUUCCUUUUUAUUUCGACAUUUUCACUGCGGUCAGAUAGUUGGGAAACAAUGUCGGUGACUAUAUGCUGCUUAUAUGCAAAAGGAAAAUCUUGUUAAAGUGCUAAAGACAAUUUGCCAUGGAAGAUGAAAUGUGUUUGAUGAAAAGAACAGAUUUUCUGUUCGACCCUUGUUUACAAUAGCUGUAUUAAAUUUAUUUUGCGCUACCGGUUCACAGUAAUUUAGGCAGUGCUCUCCUGCUCUUAUUUAGUUAUUUUUUUAUUUUUAUUUUUUUUAAACUUAAAUCCAAGAACAUACUUGAAAACUAGAGAAAUCUCAAUGUUUCCUUCCUGGUAAAAUAUUUUAUAAAUAAAAACAUUUUAUAAAUAAAGUAGUACAUCUAAGUAUUUAGCCAACUUUUCCCUGUUUUUCAGAUCUGUAUUGAUGUACCUGUGAUUUUCAGGGAGUCAAAUUAAUCCAUAGAUUGUCAGCUCAUUUGAGCAGGGCCAUCUUUAACUCUUGUCUCUGUAAUAGUCUGUAUGUCAGUCUCUUAUUGUCAAAUAUCCCCAUUUUAUAAUCGUAAAGUGCCGCUGAAUACGUUGGCGCUAUACAAAUGCUGCAGAUGCUGCUACUACUAAUACUUAUUAUUGUCCGAAAGCAUUAACUGAAUUCUUCAAAGUUUAACCUAAAAUGUGAUAUUGCCUUUGAAUUCCUUACAAUUCACACUGUAAUGAAUACCACUGCUAGAUGCCUGAUUUGAACAUUAUUCAAAGCAAAAUCAUCAAAUUCUCUGAUGUUGCUCAAAACCUGCAGAGAUGAACCUAGUUUGAAAUGCUGUUAAUGAUCUUGUGGUAAUUUAUGGUAAGAAUGUUGGUCUUGAAUAUUCGCUUGGAUGUUAAUCAUACUGAUGUAAAUCGUGUAAAAAACACUUAACCUUACAUCAUGUGGUGAUUGGUCCUCUGCGUUUUAGAGUCUGUUGUGCAAAGUCUCACUUUUUUCACUAAUAAAAUAGAUCUACUUCCAGCUUGAGUGCUCGCUUGAAAUCAUGCUAGUUAUUUAAAAAAUUUGCUUGUCUCAAUUGAAAUUACGUUUUUUUUUACCUGAGGAUUCCAGAAUGUUGAUAUAAAACUUCUCGCCCCACAGAGGUCACCUGGUUAUCAUGUUUCUUUGACUGUCUAUUAACCUGGGUGUGGUAAUGGCCUUCAAGUGAUAUCUCUGAGGUAAUUACACCAUUCCAGGCAAGCCACAUUCAAGCUCCAAAAUACUUUAAUUAUAAUAAUAAUAGGUAAAUCUGCAAUAAAUGUUUUUCAAAGUAAAUAACUGAUUUGUUAUGGUCCUUCACUAGUUUCACUGCUUUGAGGUUUGUCUUGAAUAGUAGAACUUUAGAAAUGGGAUAGCAUCUAAACCAUGUAGAACUGAUUUGGAGUGGAUCUUCUUUGAAUUUCUUCCAACAUUAGGAGGUAUAUAAUUGGGGGUGUUUGGCAUUGGAUUGUAAGCAUUUCAGUCUAGCAUGUGUUGUGUUGGGCUGACUGACCACGUAGAUUCUGCUAGUAGAAUCUCUUUGCAGUAGGACAAAGUUAGUCUUUAGUAAAACCAAAUUGAAGCGAAAUGUUGCUCUAAAAUAUAGCUUUCACCAGAGUUGGCAUGACAACUUCCAAAUAUCUACUACCUACUAGUUAUUCAUGUUGAGAAAUGUGGGAAAUGUAAAGCUUUAAAUAGACAUAAUAGAACGGAAUUGGUUCAUUUGUAUUGCCUCAUGUACACAGUAUAUUUAAAAAGAUUAAAUAACAUAAACUUGCAUUCGAACUAAGUAUCUAAAAUUGCAGCACUUGCACAGGUAGAACUCUGCUUGACCAGAAAGACAGUCCACCAAUCAGGAGCCUCUCAUUAUUUUUCUUUUCUUUUUUUUUUCUCUUAUCCCAUAAUCCUUUGUCCUUCAGAACUUUGUGGGAUACAUAGUUUAACCUGCUAUCGUAGUUCUGCUCAUCAUGUAGGAUGAAGAGAACAAUUCAGCAAGCUGAUAAGAAACAAAAUACUGUUGCUAUCAGCCUUUUGACACCUCAAUUCUAUGUGCAGCAAUGUCCCCAGCAGCCAACACGUGACUAUUGGAGCAGCCAUUGCUUGAGUUUUUCCAAUGGUUGUGUGUGUGUGUGUGUGUGUGUGUGUGUGUGUGUGUGUGUGUGUGUAUAUAUAUAUAUAUAUAUAUAUAUAUUGCACUAUAACACAUUUACAUUACUGUAGUGAUAAAAGAUUUUCUAUAUAUGAUAACAUUUUAUCCCUAUAGUACUCAAUUUUAUAUGAAACAGGUCACAUUUUCCCAUUAUUUUGCCACUGGGAAUAAUGGAAGAGGGAUGGGGAGUAUUCUUUUGUACAGUGCAGAUAGGGUUUUCACUUGAAAAUCUGUGUGAGCUGAUUAGCAAAAUUUGUUGUAAUUGUAAUCAAUAAAUCACACUCAUUGAGCUUUCUAUGUGACUUAAGAAUAUCAUUGUAUGAAUGACGAGCCUUUUGAGAUUUCUUCAGCGACACGUUCCUUUGCCAGCUAUCUUUGUCAGAACUGGCCCAUUGCUCUUUGAGCAGAGACUUCCUGGCACCAGGGAAACAGAGAAGAAAAACACAGAUUCCUUUUAUGAACUUUUCUCUGGGAAAAUGGAUUCAAAUAAUAACAUGCUUGAAUCUGUAUGGAAAUCAAGACUUUAACCCCUUCAAGGCCGGCGACUUGUGAGGAUGGUCACAAUUACAAGUUCCUAAAGGGGUUAAAUAAUGUAACACUGAUUUUGACAACUUGACAAAUAAAGUUAGCCAAGCUCCAUUUGGAGCUCUCAGCUCUCCUUCCUUCUUAAUGCAACUACUGGCAGUGCUACACAUGUGAAAGUGCACCAUAUAACUAUAUGGGAGAGAUCCAGUGAGAUGUUUGCUGUCACUGGGAUUUCCCUGCACACACAGAUUUCAUUAAUAUUCUCUAUUGUGCUUCACUUAUGGCUUGACGCGUACAUGGUCAUCUCUGCUAGCAUAUGUCUGCAUAUAUAAAAAUUCUCUUGCAACUAAAUUGCAAAGGGCACAUACAUUCUUUGUUCCUAGAAAUUCUCUCAUUAUAUGCCAACACAUUCUACAAUUAUACACAUGCUUAUUAUAUAUACAAGCUGUCCAUAUCUAUUGAUAGCUAGAUAAACAUCUGAUAUUUCUGGGCAGAGCCUACUCUGAAGAAAUAACCGUAGUAAAAAAAAAAAAUAAGGAUUAAGGGUCAACAAGUGCAAACAUUUUAAGAUAAGCCAACAUUCGUCCCAGGUCAUCUGAGUUGAAACUGUUUUUAAAAUCUAUGCUUUGUGUUACACAUACAAUUUCCGGGACUAUUUGUGGAGACCAACAAGGCUACCGUUUGAGACAUCGCCCACCAGUUCUCCAUUUUUAUUCUUUGUAUAUACACAUCAGUCUAGACAAAUUGAAGGAUGGAAUUACUUUUUUGUUUUGUUUUGUUUUUUUAAAGCAUUGUUUGCACAGAGGCAGUAUGUGGGCAGUUGUUCUCAUCAACACUUGUUAUUUCGUUGCUAGUGGUUCCAGCUGAUGAAUGUCUGCGAUACAGAAUUCAGGUGUUUAUUUUGCAAUUGUUCUAAUCUAGUUUAUGUACUUUUUUAAUAGCUGUCUCAUAUUUAAUUAAAAUAUGCUGCUGAUUGCUUUGUUUUCAUUUGUUAAUGUGGAAGACUUGUAAAAACUAUUUUUGAGGACCUCCGUAUUAAAUCAGUCAUGGAUGAAUUUAAAUAUAUUAUCGGAGUCAGCUGGAUCAUUUUAAGAGUCAGCCUGAUUUUAUCAAACGCCAGGAAUGAACAGUGAACAGAGAUCUGUUUUAAAUGGACGGCUUAAAAUAUGCUCCUGUUUGAAGCUUACAUGACAUAACACUUAUACAAUGACCUCUAAUUUUAAGUGUACUUGUCAUUGAAAUAUUACAUAGAAUGGCUUCACAGAAUAACAUUUAAAGCAGACUUGUCAGCCAGAAAAAGGUCAGCGUUGUAUGAAAAGUUUUUGCAGGAGGGAGCAGCAAAUGUCAGAUAUGUAUAUAUUUUUUUAACAUAUACUUUUAGUGGCAUUUUCCCCAAUACAAUAUGCAGAUUAACUUUGGAGACAAACCUGUUCUGACCUUAUCUUCAAUGCUUUUUCUGAAUAACGAGAGUGAAUGAGCAUGCUUUAUUAGGAUUACGACUGAGAAAGAAUUAUGACAGUUCUAGUUGUGUAAUGAAUUGGUCAUUGUGGCUACCUGCUAAUAUAAUAAUAAGGCCAAUGAGAUAGCUCAGUGGGCUAAUGCAACAUCAGUAGAAUCUGUUCAACCCUUGGGGGUCGCAGCUUCAAAUCCCAGCAGGGUUGACUUAGCCCUUCAUCCUUCCGAGGUAGAUAAAAUGAUUACCAUUAAAUCGGGUAAUAGUAACAACCCCUGGAUUGUGGGCCAAGGUAAGAUCCCCAGGACAUACUUGCAAACCAGAGUUGUCUGAAUGUACAGUUCCUGGUUAAAUACUUUAUUAUUAUUAUUCUGUGUAACAUUCAUUCCACAACAUUGCAUUUACCUCCACUAUGUUCUAUAUUUGCUAGCUAUUUGUUUGGUUUUGUGUGGCUUUGUUUUUCUUGUGAAAUCACAAUCGAUUGUGUAAUUUAGCCUUAAUUUCAUAAAUGUUAUCCUAAGCCUUUGCUUGAUAGGCAAUAUUUACAUUCAGAGGUCAAAUUAAAUUCUCUAAACUUUAAAACCUAGCUAAAUUAUUCAUUCAAUCUGAAAACACUGGUAGCGUUUUGUUGAACAAGCAUUUUUACUAUAGCAGGAUUGGUCCUUGAAUACAUUUUUGACCUUAAAUAGUAUUUAGUUUUAGGAUUUCCUGUAUGAGUUCAUGUUGUGUGUGUGUGUGGGCUGACCAUCCCCCACAUAGUGGGAUGCUUAUAUUCCUCUUAAGGACACUUUCUGUACAUCCGUAUCAUGUGCUGAGUAAUCUUGGUAUUUAAAGGCCAUACAGUUUCUUCAACCCUUUGAAUUCUGAGUUAUUCGAAGAAUGACAUCGCUAUUUGGAGAUUUCUGGCCCCAAGCAAUGUGCUAAGUGGGUAGAAUAAACAUUGUGCAUGUGUGUGUUUUGCUUUUUGUUAAAACUGAACCAUUACCAGAUACAAAUAUUAAACCUCUCUGCAUUGCUCAAGUCCUUAAAGUACUGUUUUUUUUCUCUACAUUGUAUUUUUGCAGAGUUUAGCGUAGCACUAGGAACCAUAUUAACGUUACUGAUUGCUAGAUAUGUGUUACAUUGUUGUCCCUCUCUUAUAUGUGCACACACACGAGUGAAAAGAUGUAAGAUGUUUGUUGUGUGUUAUAGAGAAACUAAAUCCAUUGAAGGGUUUUGGAGACCUAGUAAUUCAUGAGACUGAAGGCUGACUGUUUUUGAACAAUGAGUUUUCAGGAUACAUUCCUUUUAUUAAAGCUAAAGUAGUUGUAGGUAACGAAAGGAAACUCUUGAAAAUACUGUGGUCCAAAAAAAAAGUUAAUGCGCUACAACAAAAACAGAGAAUGUGAGAACUCUGAGAACAGACAAAAGCUUAGUCUUCAGUUUAGUCACAGUUUAGUCUUUGGGUAGUCUUCGCUCGAGUCUCAAAAAUAGUUUUUGCUCACUUUACCAUUGCACAUGAUAUUGAACCCACCCAUGAAAGCAGUCUAGAACCGAAAUGCCGGCAAGUUCUAUCUGCACGAGAGAUGCAGCAACCCCGAACAAUGUUUCAGGACCUCAUCAGCGUGGUGUAACUGAUACCCCUCUAGACACAGUGAACACAGGGUCCACGUGUGGAUUUCCUUUCUAACUUGAGGAGAGACACAUUAAUGCAUUGCAACAAAAAUUGAAAACAUGAGAAAAGACAAAAAUAGAGAAACUCAAUAGCUUGCCCUUUGUUAAAUUCACAUUGAGAUCUGAGCGGGGACCCACCAAGGGCAAGAUACUUGAGCUGCUGUCCAUUCUCCAAAUUCUCUUGCACCCUGUUUUUUUGCUCUCUUCAUGGUGCUAUAAGGGUAUUGGCUAUAACUCACUGACGAGGACUACAAGGCCAAUAUAAUUGUGUGGGGCUGCUGUAUUUCUCGUGCAGAGAGAACUGGCCUGCAUUUCGGAUUUGGACAUUUUUUUAUUUUUUUUUGGGUGGGAUCAGUCUGAUAUGAAAAUGGUCUAGGUUCUCUAUGUAAUGACACAAGAUGAGUUAAAACCAGCUUGAGAUCUGAGCAGGGACCCACCUACAGGCAAGCUCCGUGAGCUGUUCAUUAUUCUCUUGCACCCAGUUUUUUGCUCUCCCAAAAAGAAAGUUGUUGAGAAAUAUGUUGCAGAAUACUGCAGCUCACAUAAUUAAAUGCCUUGGGACAUUUUCAGUGGUUCUCAGUUGAUAACACUCCUCUAAAGUGUCUGUUAUACAAGAUCCCCAAGUGCUAAUCAGAUUGCUCCUAUCCCUAUACAUUGUGGAUAAGGAAUGAAAGAUGUUAAUAUAGUCUAAAAAAAUGAAUGGAUCAGUCAACCGGAGGCCGAUGUAUUUCAGUGCAAAACAUCUCAAUUAAAAGUACAUUGAUCAGUCAGUCAUAGUGCCACUAUCUAACUCGUUCUGUCCAUUGUAUGUAGAAGUAAUCAUACAGAAGGCAACUUAUACAAAAACAUUUUCACAGCACUACACAGGAAAAUCCUAUUACAAUCAGUUACGACAGUAUAGCCCGAUGUUGUUUUGCUUCUGAUAAUAACAAAGAAGAAACUCGUGUGUCCAAAAUUGCAUAUAUGUGUGUGUGCAUGCUUGUGUGAUAUGCAAAAGACUUUAAUGGUUAAGUUUAAUUAUUUAACAGUAAACAUCAACAUAUAUAUUCUUAUAAUGCUAUAAGUGUUGCUGGUGCAAUGAUUUUUUUUUAACCUAUUUUAUUUUCUCGAAAUGCAUGCUUCUGUGGUCUAGCAGUCUCUUAUGUGUCUUUAGAAAUGUCUAAAACUUGAGAAGUUAAGGGGGGUUGCUUUUACUUAGGGUUGCGGGGUUCAGCACCUGGAGGAGUUGAGGUGAUAGGAGUUGAGGUGAUACAGUACAGGGUUGUUCACUAAAGUGAAAAUAUAAAGCAAAUUUCAAAUUUUUGUCCAAAAUGCAGCUAUUUUGACCUUAAAUUUUAAAUUCAGUUUGAAUUCACAUUUCCGUGAUUACCCUUGUCUGUAUGCCGUGCCUUUCUGAGCUCCCCUUUACUUUGUGAUUUUAUUUUGUUAAAAUUUCAAUGUGGGGUCAUGGACAGGCCUUCAACCCCUAUCUGGCAGAAUUCAUAGUAGAUUAGGUUUAGUGGAAAUAGUUUUGUUCUCAGGGGAACUCCUCUCUCUGUUAUCUUACUAGCAUUUUUAUUCAUACCAUCCGCACUUUAUGGUACUAAACUUUCACCUGUAUUGAUAAAAUCUGUUACUUGGUUGUGCGCGGAAGUGAUGUGUUCGAUGGAAUUGGCACAGAGUAGAAUGAUGUAGUCUUACUUUGGGAAGGAAGUUGGCAUAGCUGAAUUAUUCACAGAUCACUCAUUAAGUUGCGUCAACAGAAGCCCGAUUAGUGGUUGAAAAAAACGAAUGUGUAUUUUGGUUAUUCAUUUUCCACACACAAGCUAUUAACUGACAUACACAGAGCAGGCAUAGUCUGCUCUGAAACUUGGAAAUUUAAAUACUGAAUGUGAGGUUACGAAAUGAUUGCCAUAAAAUCUCCAGCACAGUGCUCUUUUGUUUUACUUCUGCGGGAAAGACGUUGCCUGAUAAACGUAAUAUGGCAUGACAAAUUUCCUAUAUCCUGUUAUCUCAUUCUUUAUUUUUUUUCAUGAGAACUUAAGGCCAGUUUAACUCUAUCCACCCACAUUACUUAUAUGUUCUAAACCGUGUUGCUCGAAUUUUUAAUGAUGAGGAACACAUUUCAGUGAACGGCCUAAAUUUGGGGGCUGAACACUAUUAAAUCUGUGAUACAAUAACAUACUGAAUGUGUAAACUUUUCAGACUGAAUGAGUCCAUGCAAAAUCCUUUGACGAGCAUAUUUGGCAUCCUCAAGUUGGAGAGUUAGGCAGCUGAUGUUAUAUUAAGCCAUCUAGGGCCAAAUUUUGGCCACGGGUUUACAAUGCUUUAAGUUAACGUACGUUGAGACUCAAGGUAUAGUGAUAAAAAUUUGAUUUAAUUUUGCACAAUUCAUUUGCAUUCAGUUGCUAAAAUACAGUUGUAGUUCCUCUGUAGAACACGACCGACCAGUUGCGUACCAACUUGAGACAAAUGGAUCAUUUCAAAAUAGCUCAACUGAAUUUCAGCUGAAUUAUAACAAAAUGUUCCCGCUGCAAAAAAUUGGUAAUGAAAGAGGAUUCUGGAGGAAAUUAGAGUUGAUGUAUCUUUAAAGGGUUAACGUGGGUUUGAGGUACCAUUAGGAUGAUUUAGGAUUAGGAAGGCUUAGGUGCAAUUUCCCUGUUUUGUACCUAAUAAUGAAGGAUAUUUGGUUGCUAUUUCACUGUUUGUGAAUAACUGAAUCCUCCAUAUUGUGUGUAGCUGCGGCUGAUUUCCACAGACAACAGUCAAAUGGAAUUUACAGGGCAUCUUUCGGAUGGAGCAACCUUCUCUGGCAUGGUCCACCACCAACUAGCAUAAAGGACGAGUUCUCCAACCAUCAUGAUUAUCCCUCAAUCACAUCACUCCCCUUGUGGGAUGUCAGGGAGGAAAUAGAGAUCUCGGGUGGCUCGGAGGAGGGCGUUCCGCCUUUUUUUUACUGUCUGUCGCCAGCAUGCUCUACGCCAACUAUGCGCAGAAUUAGAAUUAGUUCGUUUGGAACACUUGUUCCAGGAUGCAAGAUGAUGCUCCAAUGAGGCCAUAGUUCAGGUUACACCUAUGGCCACCAAGUGCAUUUUGGAACGUGUAGAGUGAAACUGCAUACUCCAGACUCCAAAUGUCAUGACCACUUUUCAUGGUGCUUGGAGUAACCCUUUAACUAACGAAGUGUUCCAUUUAUUAGGCAAAUGGGUUAAAAUGACUGAAUUCUCACAAAAGAACCAAAUUUGGCUGCUGUUCAAGUUAACAUUUAUGAUUUAAUGAUAAUACCUUUUGUUGAACACUGUGUAACUUUAGGAAAUGGCCUCAGCCCAGGGCUAUUGGCUACCAGAGAACUAUGAGGGUGUAGUCCAUCAACUGCUCCUUUUAACCCCUUAAGGACCAAACUUCUGGAAUAAAAGGGAAUCAUGACAUGUCACACAUGUCAUGUGUCCUUAAGGGGUUAAAUAAAAAACUUGCUUUUCUUUACGGAAUCUUGGAAAUUAGCCCAGUUCAUAUAGUGAAUAUUUAUGAAUGUGUUGCUAAUAGAAAUGUUGUGAGAAAAUUCUUAGUGGGGCAAUCUCUAUAUAUCACUGCAAUCAGUGUAUUGGGUGCUAAUAGAACUCAGUAACACUUUUACUGUGGAUAAACUUUCAUAAAUUCACACCAAGUGUAUCUUCUAGUUGAAAACAUUUUCAAACAACACUCUAAAGACCAUAAAUACUACUGCCCAUUGUAGUAGUUAUGGUGCGAGCAUGUUAGAAAUGCUGUCAUGGUUCCAUGUCAAUAGUAGUAAUAUGAGGGAAACCGCACUCACCAGGCUGCCAAGGUGCACCGGAUCCAGGGAAGGCCAAGCCCCAUGUCAAGUAUGAUAUAAAGUAGUGGUCCAGGCACUCAACGUGAUAGUUAAGAAAGCGGUUUUAUAGGAGCAAACAAACUAGGUUUCGACCUGACCGGCAAACUUGUCAAAGACCCAAAUCGGGUCGAAACAUUGCUGUUUGUUUGUUCCAAUAAUACUGCUUUUUUUUGGCUGUCACCUUGAGUGCCUGGACCACAACUUUAUUUCAUGAUUCCAUGUCAAACCAUUUUUAAGCAGUUUGUUAAAAGUUAAAGUACCUGUGGAGCAGCCCCUUACUUGCCAUAUUGUCCACAAAGAUGUUUUUUUCCUGCUGUAACAAAACCCAUUUGAUAUAUUUCACAGUUAUGCAUUGUAUUUUAUAUAUCUUUUUUUUAUUAGGUCGUGGAUGUGAACAUUCAUUGAUGAAUGAAUGAACAUUUCAGCGAUGAUGGCCGACCAGCCUCCCCCCUUGGAAGCCACACCUUUAAUGAAUGAAGUAUCUCUCCUACCUCCCAUGGUUAAUGGGGACAGCACACAACAGGUAAAUAGCCUGCUGUAGCCACUGUUACUCCAACACAUUAUAGCUUGCAAGCCCUUUGGGCAUUAUAAUUUUAAUUUGACACUCAUGUUCUCAAGAACUGUGUUUUCAACCCAUUCUUCUUGGCACAUCAACUGUGUAGGGUUUAGUCCUUUCUCAAUUGCGUUCCGAGAGGGAUAAUGAGAAAGCUUGUACUGUUAGUGUGAACUGGGUAUGGAACAUCUAAUCUAGAUUACUAUAGUCCAAACCCAAUUCAGAUUUUCGUAUUGAGGAUUUUCACUAACAUAGAAGAAUCAUUGUGGGUACCAUUAAUUUAAUUGGUUUGCCUGGUGACUGCUCUGUUCUUAGAAUGUUGUGCUGUCUUUCUACUUCCUAUUCUUUUGUAAAUUCUCUCCAAUGUUUUAAAAAUAAUUGUGUAGGUCAGCUACUGACCUUCAACUUGUAGGUGAUCUAGACCUCCUAAUAACUUUUGCUAGCCACUUCCUUUGUUUUUGUUUUAUAAAAAUGAGUCUGCUAACAGAUGGUCUUUUAUCACCCCUUGACUGUCACAGGAGUCUGCUGUGUUAGCGAUAGUUUGCCACAAGGAUGUGGUUUUCUGUGUCAUUUUCAGUUUUUUUUGGUGGCCCUAAAAUUCCAUGUGUGUGCCUAAAGAAAUUUCCUAGAAUUUUGUGGACUUUUCUAUCCAUCCGUAUUUGGACAGUAACCCCAGAUUUUAUGAUUCAGAUAUGUGAAAUGAAAAUAUAACGGAGUUAAGAUUCGAAUCAUCUGAGAUUUGCCAUAAAUAAUGUCUGAAUUACAGCCCUUAGCUGUAACUCAAUUUUAAAGAGACCAUAAGAAUUUUACAUAAUGAUAAAAGAAUCACCAUGAUUUUAAACUAAGUUGUCAUGUUUAUUACUCGAUUGAAAGAAGUUUGCCAUCUAUAACUGUAACAAAAUAAAAAAACUGAAUUGUAAGAUGUCACCAAAAAUUGCAAAUUUGAAUAAAAAAAAAGGAAAUGAGUUCAGCUAUAGUCAAGUCUGUUAUUUUAGCCUUAAUUUUACAAUAGUUAUCCAAAGAAUCUGGCCAUCUUUCCUUUUUUUGUUUUUGUUUUGUUUUGCGCUAAGUCUGUUCUAAACUUUUGUUUAUUAUGUGCCUCUCUAAACAUUAAUAAAACAUGCUAAAACAAAUUAAAGGCAUAUAGUUGAAUGUGAACAGGUACAGCUGUCUACUUCAGAUUUUCUGCAUUCACUGUCAACAGUGAAACGUGAGCCUUCACUCGUGGCAUUCAUACAUGCCCAUUUCAUUACAAUACCACUGGCAUGUGUUACAAAUGACGUGGCAUAGUGUGAAUUAUCCACAGUUCCUUUCUUUUCCUGAUCUUUUCUGUUUUCAUCAAUCUGGUACAUUUUAAUCUUGUCUCAUCUAUCCAGAAGGCUUUGUUCCAGAAUAAACAUACUUUUAUGCAAAUUAUAACCAAGCCAAAUAUAUUAUUGUGGCUUACCAGUGAUUUGCAUCUUGUGGUAAUCUCUCUGAUGUUCUGCUCAUGUGGUCCUCUGUUUAUACCGUAUGCCACUUCUAUGUCUGCAUUCUAGAGAACAUUUGUCUGUUUUGUAGCUAAACAUUUACUUGAUUAUGGGGAAAUAUUUUGUGAUCCACUAGCAGUUUUUGGCUGAUGCUGAACUUUCUGAUCUGUUCAUGUUUUAGUGGUUUUGGGGCAUAGAAUGUCCCUUUAGGAAAAAGGAACAGACAAUUAACCUGUAAGGGGAUGGGGGUAUCCAUUUAAACUAAGGGACUAUGUUAAAUUUUAAAAAGUGCUGUAAAUUCUAUGGUGUUCAUGUCUUUAUGGAUGCUAAUACCCUAGAAUGUGGUACAGAACCAAAACACAGUUUGUGGAGCUUUAAUGUUUAAAGGCACACUAUAGUGCCAGGAAAACAAACUCGUCACUUACCUGGGUCCAGCUCCUGGGUCAGCGCUGACUCAGCUCUGUCCACCCUCCUUCCCCGCCAACGUGGCUGCGUUCGCACUUGGAUAUCUCCAUAGAAAAAACAUUAUUCACUGCUUUCCUAUGGGGAUUUCGGUGGUGCUGGAAGUCCUCAUGCAUAGCGUGAGUACGUCCAGCAUCGUUUAAACAAGCAAAAGUCGCCUAUCCACCCCGAAGUCCCUCUUGUGACUGUCUGGUAGACAGUCACUAGAGGAGGAGUUAACUCUAGCAGGUAGUUAUUGCAGUUUAUAAAAACUGCAAUAAUUACAUGAUCAGGGUUAAGGGUGAUGGGAGUUUGCACCCAGACCACUUCAAUGAGCUGAAGUGGUCUGGGUGCCUACAGUGUCCCUUUAAGCAGAAAUGCAUAACUUCAUUAUUUGAGAUAUCAUUGUAUCUGAGCUAUUAAAAAUAAAUUAAUAAUCUACACCCACAUACUACAUUUUCUAUCAUUUCUUUUCAGUAACCAGAGCCUUUGGGUGCCUUUUUUAACUACAGUUGCCCUUAUCGAAUAGAUGUAAAUAUUUAAGUCUUAAAAAAGGAAACAUAUUGUAAACUUUUGCACAAAAGUUCAAAGAUGGUGCUUAUCACUAUUUCAAAACAACCACAGCCACGAGCAAGCUGGUAUCAGAUCAGUAACGAUCUCCACUAAGAGAAAAAGUUUAAAAGAUGCAGCCUUUAACAAUGGCUACUUUACAACAUAUGAUCAAAGGCUUAAAUAGGAACAUACGAUUUACUUUCUGUUUAAAAUAGAUUUGAUUGAAACAAGGCACCAUAAGCAUGUGGUUAAUAAAAGUAAUAAACCAACUCACCGACACAUGCAUUAAAAAAGUGUCCAGGGAACAUCCAAGGCACCAUAACAACUUAAUUAAAAUGAAGUUGGUAUGUUGCCAGGAGGCCCCAUGCAGCUCCCUUAUCUAUACAAGUUAAAAUGUUCACGGACAGUUUAACCCCAAAUUUGGAUCUUCAGCAUGGGUCCUCUUUGUCCCCGUUGGCAUCUGUUGUCUAAAAGUACAAACUUUUUCAUUAAGGAAAAAAAAGUGUAUUGUUUUACCCAUUUCUAGCUCCUAAUAAAAAAUAUAUAUAAAAAGUGAUUUCUGUAGACUUAUCAGGAGGUGGCCUUGUCAUGUACAUAUUUUAUGCAAGAAAUAUCCACUGUUGGACGAUCAGUGUGGUGUUCUGUAUUAGGACAUAUGAUAUUGGUAGAUCUUAAUAAAUAUCGCAAUAUGAUGUAUUGUUCUCACUAGAUGUAGAACAAUAUUUAAGGACGCUGGCAUUGUGUCUAAUAGAGUCUACAUAAUCUUAUUGGAAUGGUUGCAUGUUAUGUGCUAUUUCAAAUAAAAUAUGUUGUGAGUGUAUGGUAUGUAGUCUUAACACACAUAGCUUUAGGGUAGAACUAUGGUAUGCUGAAAAGGGAGGAGAUGAUUAUAGGGUGUAGCUGUAUUGUGUGCUAUCUCAGGAGGGGUAAUGUAUCUGGGUGGGUGUAAUUGUACAUUAUUCUGUCCAUAAGAUUCUAAGUAUAUGGUGUAUUGAGGAUGAAUGGGUGGCUGGAAGUUUGAGACACUCCCAAGUAGGGUCUUCCCGCAAGACAUGUUCCUCAUCUCUUGUCUCCUCUUCUCUACGUUUAUUAGUAACGUAUUAGCUUUUUAAAUGCAAUCUGUCAUAAGGAUUCUAUCAAGUCAUCCAGUGCGUAUAGUAAUACUGUGCUAAUGGUCAUGUCAGAUUGUUGAAAGUGUAAAUGUGGGGUCACCUGUAUUCAGUCAGAGCUGUCCACAAGCUACAGUGCCAAGAGGGCACCGCAAUCAUCAAGACCUGAAAUGUGGGCAUCAAUGGUUACUCUGAGCCUCUGGGUUAAACCCUGAGAGUAGCUAUGUAUGGUUACACAAUAAUAUCCAUUCUCUAGCUCUAUGGUACGUUAUUUUAUGGGACUUAUAGCUAAGGUAUAUUUUGUAGCAUUAUGUUAUGCCUUUUUGUUGUUGUUAUAUGACUUGUAUUAAUUCGUCAGCUGUAUGCUACGGCCUUUUUUAAACUAGAUUAGAGAGGCUGGGACUGUUGUUACAUUCUGUAACACGGUCUUUGGGCAUGUUUAAAACUAUUAUGAGAGAGAGCCGUAUCUGUGUUAUACACUUUAACUUGCACUUUAUGGCUAUUUCAUGUAUUAUGAAGUCUUUUGCUGUUAUACACUUUAACAUGGACUUUAUGGUUGUCAAAUGCUGUAUUAGGACCACUCUAACAAUAUUACACACUGUGACAAGGGCUGUAUGGUUGUUUGAUGCCGUAUUAUGAAGGCUUUCUCUGUUAUAAACUUUAACAUGGACAUUAUGGCUGUUUAAUGCUGUAUUAGGACAGCUGUAACUAUAUUAUACACUGUGACAAGGACUGUGUAGCUGUUUAAUGCUGUAUUAAUGCUAUGAAAUUCUCUGUAUUAUGUUUUGAUACAUUUGUUAAAUGUCAUUAAUUAUUGUAUGCUGUAACAUGCCUCCAUAACCAUUCAAUAUGGUAGAAAGGCUGUAACUGUUGUAUAGAAUAAUACUGACUUUAUAGCUCUCUGACACUGCAUUUGGAAAGCAGUAACUAUGAUACACAGUAUCACUGGCUCUGCAACAAUUUGAUAUUAAGGGGAAUGGGGGGGGUUAUUAAACGGACACUGUAUUCACCACGACCACUUUAUCUUGAUCUGGGUGCAGUGUGUCUGUUCUUUUCACCAUGUAAUAUAAAGCAAUAGAGUCUUUAGAAGCUGUAAUGUUUACAUUGCAGGGUUAAUUCGGCUUCUAGUGGUGCUUCCACGGCACUGAUUGAGUAAAACUUGGUCAUAUGACGUAGACGUUCAUAGGAAAGCAUUGGGUACCUUUCUAGAAAUAGUCCGCAUGGAAGUAGUCUUGGCUAAUCAUGUAAUCAGUACUGCUCUGAGUAAGGCGCACCUCUACAUCUGACACUUGUAGCAUCUGAUUGGUAAGGUUUGUGUUUUAUCUUUGUAUGGAAUCUCUAUUUUAAAAAACAAACAAACAGAAAAAUAGUGGUAAUUUGCAUUUUAUUUCCCCAAAUUGAGUAAUACUUGACUGCUUUAUUAUGGAGUGUGGAACUAGUGCUUCUUUCAUAUUUAAAAAGUAAAGUAUAACUAAAAUAAACUUGGGUUAUGAGUACAUGACAUGUACUGAUCUGCUUUUACAAGGUUCCAUUUUAGUAUAUGUCAAGUCUCUGGUAUAUGCCAACACAAGAAAUUUGGUAUAUGUCAAGUCUGCGUAUAAAAGAGUUGCGAGAGGCAAUAUUUUUCAGACAUAUGCACAGAGAGUGUCUAAAAAAUCUCCACCCGACUGUCAGAACCAUAGAAGGACAGAAUGCAACAGGCAAAUGUUUGAAUGCACUUCUUCCAUUUCAAUACCUUCAAACAUCAUAGGUUAGAAUUUUAUUUUAUUAUACUUAUAACUUUUUAACCACAUCUGUAGCAGUUGCGUUCUUCAACCGCGUCUUAGUGACUAUUUAACUGAGCUCUUAGAAUUGUAACAUUUUGAUUGGAGUUGAGGUCAUAAAUGCGGUUAAUAUGGCUAGGUGUAUCAAAUUUCCCGGCCACGGCUGAUGGUAGAUUUCUUGGGCAUCCGGGACAUUUGUCUCCUUAAAACGUACAUGUGCGUUUGUGGUUUUGUUUUCUGUGAAGGUUUCCUGUUGACUUAUUUUACUUGACUUGUGAGUUCCCAGAGAGUUAAUAUACUGCUGCUAUAAGGUUAAAAAAAAUUGCCUGAGUCACAAGGAACAAAAUCAAUGAUAUAAGUUGCCAUUUUUAUUACCUGAUCUUUUUUUGGUUGUUGUAUUUAAAGUAGAAAUUAGAACCAGUUCUUAGAGCAGUAUUGUCCAGCAUCAUACAACAGUGAUGGCGAACCUUUUUGAGCCAGAGUGAUGACCAAACUGCAAAACUUGCCAACUUUUUUUUCCUUAAAGUGCCAGCACGGCAAUUAAACCUGAAUACUGAGGUUUAAAGGGACACUCCAGGCACCCAGACCACUUCUGCCCAUUGGAGUGGUCUGGGUGCCAACUCCCACUACCCUUAACCCUGCAAGUGUAAUUCUUGCAGUUUUCAUAAACUGCAAUAUUUACCUUGCAGGGUUAAGUCCUCCUCUAGUGGCUGUCGAAAAGUGUGUUCUAACGAAAAAUGUGUUCUAACGAUGCUGGACGUCCUCAUGCUAUGUGAAGACCUCCAGUGUCGCCGAAAUCCCCAUAGGAAAGCAUUGAAAGCAUUAUUCAAUGCUUUCUUAUGGUGAGGUUUAAUGCACGUGUGCAUUACGUCUCCCAUGCCGCCGGUCACGCAUGCGCAAUAGGUCUCCCCCGCCGGCUGACGUCGGCGGGGGAGGAGCGUAGACAGAGCCUGACCCAGUGCCAAGGGACAUCGGCACUGGAUACAGGUAAGUCACUGAAGGGGUUUUAACCCCUUCAGCAACCUGGGAUGGGGGGUGGGAGGGAGAGGGGACCUGCAGUGCCAGGAAAACAUUUUGUUUUCCUGGCACUGGAGAGUCCCUUUAAGUUUAGAUAACACAACUCAUUCAGUUGUCCCGAACUAAUUAACAACUUUUGUUUUAAAAGAAGAACACAACAACAGAGAGUUCAAUGAUAUAAAUUUAAAAUAAUGAUAUUAAUAGAUAAAAUUAAGCUUAUAUUUAUUAGUAUCUCCAACAAAUACAAUACAUACACACACAGUCUGCGGAAUACGUACACUGCUGAAUACACACACACACAGACUGCUGAAUAGACACACACAGUCUGCUGAAUACAUACACUGCCAAAUACACAUACAGACAUACUGCUGAAUACACACACACACAGUCUGCUGAAUACACACACACACACACACAGUCUGCUGAAUACACACACACACACAGUCUGCUGAAUACACACACACACAGUCUGCUGAAUACACACACACAGUCUGCUGAAUACACACACACAGUCAUGCUGAAUACACACACACACAGUCUGCUGAAUACACACACACAGUACACACACACAGUCUGCUGAAUACACACACACAGUCUGCUGAAUACACACACACACAGUCUGCUGAAUACACACACACACAGUCUGCUGAAUACACACACACACAGUCUGCUGAAUACACACACACAGUCUGCUGAAUACACACACACACACUGCUGAAUACACACACACACUCUGCUGAAUACACACACACAGUCUGCUGAAUACACACACACAGUCCCAAAAGCCGUACUACACCACUACAUUUGAUAAUGAACACUGCUGCCAGCCUGAUUUUCCUCUCACACCUCACCCCUCUGUCAGUCCUUACAUUGACUUCCUGUAUGCUACAGGAGUCAAUUCAAGGUACUAAUUCACACCUAUAAAGCACUGAACAACUCUAGCCCCUCUUAGAUAUAAUUCACACCUAUAAAGCACUGAACAACUCUAGCCCCUCUUACAUUUAAGAGGGGCUAGAGUUGUUCAGUGCUUUAUAGGUGUGAAUUAGUAUCUUGAAUUGACUCCUGUAGCAUACAGGAAGUCAAUGUAAGGACUGACAGAGGGGUGAGGUGUGAGAGGAAAAUCAGUCUGACAGCAGUGUUCAUUAUGGACUGUAGUGUUCAUUAUAGAUAUAAGAGGGGCUAGAGUUCAGUACGGCCAACUCACGCUUGCAGGACUUCUCUGUGUGGAGCAUUGCCAUGGUAACACGCAGCAAAGCUCCACAGAGAUAGCUCGCGGGAAGACAGGAGAGCUGCUUCCUAGAUCCCUCCCCCUGCCCCCGGACACAGAAGCAGAGUAGGCGCCUUCGGUUUUGGGUAUGCAGGUGCCUACUCUGCAUUGAUGCAGACAGCGGCCCCCUCUCCCGGCGACCUAUGGCCGUGUGCCCACAGAGAGGGCCCGGUGUGCCACCUGUGGCACGCGUGCCAUAGGUUCGCCAUCACUGUCAUACAACUCUUUGCUUCUUCUCUACUGUAUGUUGUUAAUCACAAUUAGGACAAAAACAUAUCCCAGAAACAGUGACUGCAUCAUAGAAUACACUUGAUGUGUGUGCGUGAACAAAUGUGUAUGACUGGAAUCAACGGGAGUCACUCAUGCAUGUGCAGCACAGCCACAUGGUCUUCCAUGUUAAGUUUUUUUUUUCUUUUUCUCUCAUUGAGAGAUUCAGAAUCUCAGGAUCCAAGCCAGAAACAUUUCAGACAUAUAGUACAGUUAAAGUGGCUUGGUCACCACCCCCUUCCACAAUUAGUAUUCCAUAAAGAUAAAAUCUUUCUGAAAUACUCACAUCGAGUACUGGAAUUUCAGGGAAAUUUAAGCACCGUCAAUAGAAAACCAAGACCGUAGGGACUAGUGCUUAAUAGUAUAUUUCUUAUGCUUGACAAAAUACAGAGCUACUGCCAUUUAAAUUUUGUAAUUUCCCCCACUUGUCACUAGUGAUGGCUAUAGGGAAAAAGGCAUGAUCUAUGGAGGGUUUCGCUGGAUAGACCUCAGUGUUGGACUCUUGCGCAUGCACGAUUGUACAGCACUAAUAUGAGCAACUGGCCGGAAGACCAUGGCGGCAGGCGUGAGGUACAAGUUCCGGUAAGUAAAACUCACUUUCCCUGCCCCUUUGCGACAACCAGACACCAAAGGAGCAGUCAAUGUCAGGGGUCUUUGCAAAGACCCCAUUCGUUGACAGAGCCGCUUUAAAUUUGCAAAACUAGUAAUUCGAAAAUAACAUUUAAUUAAUUUAUUUAUUUUUAUGUAAAUCAAUAAUAAGACAUAGAGUGAAAAGAGAUAAAUUCACCAUGAACAAAACAUGAAUGGAAAUAUGAGGAGUUAUUGAGACUAUUGAGAAUAGCUAUAAAGACUUGUUUUUUCAAUUUCCAAAUCAUGCGUUAUGUUCAGUAGAUGUACGUGGUGUAUUAAGGAAUAUGUCUAUCCAGUUAAAUCCAGGUGAAGUAGUUUUUUGGAGAAGUAGUCUUGUUAAUGUAUUCUAGUGCAUGACAUACUACAUUUAUUUUCCAGUUCCACAUUCCAACUGGUUUAGAAAAGUAUAAUUUGAGACUUUUCACAAUGGAAAUGCUUUAUUUGCCAAAUACCAAAAGGUCAGCAGAGGUCACCUAUUUGGCACAGUCCUAUGGAACCAACAAAUCACUGUGUCCGCCCUGGAUUGCUCCAGUUUCAUAUCUGAAAAUAUAUAUUCUCCCUCUCCAUAUAAAUAUAUAUCCAUAUAGGUGAUGGUCUGAACAUCUGAAUAGGGGAUGUUUGUGAACUACAUUAUUUAUUUAUUUUUCUUUUUUCUAAAAACUAGGAAAGCAUUUUAAACUGUAAUGUUCUAUUUAAAAAAAAGUGUCAGCUUCUCUAACAUUCUUUCUUAGCAGUCAUGGAAUGCUGGGCUUUUUCAGUACAGGAAGUCGUUAUUUUAGACUUCUAAUGUUCUUGUAAGUGCCAAAUAUAUUUAUCAGUCAUUUCCAAUUUGCAGUGAUCUAACUAAAAGUGCUAAAAUGUUGAUAUGUGAAUGACAACAUUGCAUCGGCAACUGCUUAUUCAUGAAAAAAAUAGAGUUUACCAAAAGAACGAGGAAAAAACGUUUUAUAGCUCUGCGUGAGUGUGGAGUAAACUCAUCAGAUUAAUAAUUGCAUAUAAUUUUUCCUUUUUUUUUUUUUUUUGCCAUGAAUUCAUGUAAACCAAUUUUUAUUUACUGCUCCUUUAAAUGACAUUUCUUUAAAUAUUUAUCAAAUAGUAAGUCUAAAAUUGUGCAAUUCUUUCAUGACAUCAUGGGGUUAACAUUUGGAUCAUGCCUUGCAGUAUAAUUUAAUAAACCACUCUUUUUUUUUUUUUUUCUCUCUCUCUCUUGAUGCCUGAAGGUGUGAUGUACAUAAUAUUAUUCUUUUUGGAAACGGCACAGCACCAAGUGUGAUCUAGAUCAUUUUUUUUCCAGUCAUUUAAAGACAUGAAAAGCAUUUUUACUUUGCUUGUGUUGGCUUAUUUUCUCAAAUUUUCCAUGACUUCAUUGCCUGUUCUAAUAGCGGCUAGGAACAAUGCAAUUAAUCUCCCAGUUACAUUGCUGGAAUUUAUUGCUUCACUCCUGCCAUUGACAUGUUCUCGCCACAAAAAAUUAUAAAAAUGGGGCUGCAGAUUGUUAAGAGCGAGACCGAAAUUAGCUUCCACGCAAAUAAACUAUGCAGUGCCAGCUUUAAUGUCCAACCGACUCCUCCACAACUGUGAAACAGAUGUUGUCUCCUGUCUUUGGAUUCUCCAGUUACAGAAAUUUGCUGAAAUAAGUUGUACUGCUGAAAUUAUAGUUGUCUUUUGCAUUUGCCUGAAAUGUUCCCUUGCUAAAAUGUCUGGACUUAUUCAGAAAUUAGCAAUCAUGAAUUUGGCAAAGUUCUAGAACAAUUGUUGUAGGCACCCAGACCACGUCAGCUCAUUGAAAUAGUGUUGGUGCAGUGUCCCUGUUCCCUUAACCCUGCAAUGUAAAACAUUGUAGUUUUAAAGAACCUGCAAUGUCAAGACUGCCUCUGAAGCGCAUCCUACAUUUUCACUGGAAACAUGGAGUUUAACUCCAUGAAACAGCGCUAGACAACCUCAAACUUUGCGUGAGGACGUCCAGCGUGUUGAAAAAAGCAUUGAGUAUAACAUUAACAAUUACUUUAAAGUAAUUCUAUAGUGCUAGCCAUAUUCCUGUCACUAUAGCUGCCUCACGUCCCCGAUCAACAUGAAUAAAGCGUAAAAAAAAAACUUUAUUUACUUACCUGAUCCCAGCGCCGAUGACCCUCGAUACUGGGUAGCAGCUCCGCCUUCUCCAACGUUACUGGCGAGGGAAAGCUAAUGCACAUGCAUGGUGGCGUAUUAGACCCUCUUGAUAGGAAAGCAUUACACCAAUGCUUUCCUAUAGGGAAAUAGCAGACGCUGGAUGUCCUCAUGCAGAGUGUGAAGACAUCCAGCAUCAGUUACUUGACCAAAAGUCUGUUAUCAUCCUGGAAGUGCCUCCAGUGACUGUCUGGUAGACAGCCACUGGAGGCAGACUUAGUGCUGCAAUGUAAACACUAAGUGCAAUAGGAACACUGCACCCAUACCACUUUAAUGAGCUGAAGUGGUCUGGAUGCCUAUAGUAUUCCAUUAAGGGCUAUUCACUGAAGUGAUAAUUGCCAGAAAUAUAAAGUGAAUUCAAAAUGAAUUUCAAAAUGAGCAAACUGAAAACAAAAUUUCUCUAAUCUUGGCCAACAUUUUAGAAUUCACUUUGCAUUGUCAGCAAAUAAAUAAACCCUGUUUGGGCUAUCACAUGAUACUAAUAUUGUGUUUACACAGCACUCACUUGCAUAUUAUAUAUAGCUAACAUGGCUUUUGCUCUAUAUUGUGUUAGAAAACGAGGAAGCCAAUGUGCGAGAGUACAGCAUUGAGGUCUAAGGAGAAUCCUGUGAGACCACGGGAUCCUUUAUAGAUUAUUAUUAUUUCUUAUUAUUUUAUUAUUUAUAUAUCGCCAUCUAAAACCGGUUCCCUGCAGCCGUCACUGGUAACAACUGGGGGGGAUUGACCGUUCUAGACCGUGGUAGCUCUGCCCAGUGUCUAGAAGUAUCAGAUGUAGGAAGUAUACAGAGACAAAGUAGUCACUCUCAGUAUAUCUCUUAACUGGGUUGGAAUGUUAUUGAAAUUCCAAAACAUUCAAAAUGAGUAAUUUCAUAAUUAACCCCUUAAGCACACAACUUCUGAAAUAAAAGGGAAUCGUGACGGAAUAGUCCUUAAGGGGUUAAUCUGUCUCUGUGACCUACAAUUUUUUCAGGGGGUGACAAUGCCUUAAACAUGUUUUAUUUUCUGUAGAAGAAAUGGCAAGACUGUUACACUUCCUACAUAAUAAAUUAGCUAUCAUUAUUUCAUUAUUUCAUAACCAUCUGAGGCCAUACAUAAGCGAUCUAGGUAGCAACGUUGACACACAAAAGUAUGUUUUAACGAUGAAUGGUGCCUUUUUUAAAUUUCUGUUUUGUCAAAUAAGCAGAAAAAAAUGCAAUUGAGGCUGUUUUAACAUACUGUUUUUUUUUGUUUUGUUUUGUUUGUGUGACAGGCUACGUUAGGCUACAUGUCAUGUGACCUGUAACUUAUUAAAAUAUGUUGCCAAAUAUUCUUUCAAAUGGAUUUAGAAAAAAAUUGUAUAUUUCAGAUGUAAGCCACAUUUUAGACAUUGCAUUUUUGCCGGCUGUAAACUGUCUCUGAUUUCAUUUCUCUAAAAGGGCGUACUCAAACGUGGGCACAGCUGGUGCUUUCUAACAACAACUUGAAAAAGUCUUAAAUUUGCUUAUUGUAUUUCAAUAUUUUCUUUUUGACCCUAUUGGCAGUUACCCUUAAGAUGUGUUCAUGUAGGAAAAUGAACUGUACACCUGCCUCCACUAUCAUCACUUUACGUUCCUUAGCAAGGUUUAGCUUAUUGGCUGAGAGUGAUCCACUCGCUGGCAUUUGUAGUGUAGAAGAGGAGUGACACUCUAUUAAUUCCAGGUAAAAAAAUCAAAUUGUUCAAAAAGUGAUCUAUUUGAAAAAAAGAAACUGUUGAGAGAUGGAGUGUUCCUUUAAAACAAGUUAUGUUUAGCUCAUUGUAACAUUUAUUGUACAUAGUAUCUAUGUAAAGAUACGUAGAAAUGGUAAUAAUGCAAUUGAUACAGUAAUUUUUUUUAAUGUUGCUUGUAAUGACCUAUAAGUUUCUAUACUCACACGUAGGAGAAAAAAAUCAUAUGGGAAAGCAUUAUGAUUGGCUGACAUUUUCAGAAUUGAUUCUCAGCCAAAGAGGCAGAUCGGGGGCGGAGCCAGCGUCGGCAGAACUGGACGGCGCUGGAAAUACAAUGAGUUUUCAAGAUAUUUAAGGGGGACAAGGAGGUUAGCAUGUUUUUUUUUUUUUUUAUCACUUUAGAGUCAGGAAUAUAUUUGUGUUCCUGACCCUAUGGUGUUCCUGACCCCUUGGUGUUCCUUUCAUUUUAGUCCGCACAUGGGGUGGUCCGUGAUCACCUCGUUAUAAAGGAACCUAUAGUUCUAAAAUAACGAUUAUUUUCAGGAUUAUUGAUUCUCUUUAACCUCUCAAACUGCUCAAAUUAAACGUUGCUAGUGUUUACAACAAAUGCAAGAUUAUAAAAUUAGAUGUAGUUCUGGGCGUUUAAACUUAUCACGUGUUCGUGGAAAGAGCAAUAUUUAGGACUAGAUUAUAGGGUUGCUUGUGAGAGACAAUUGUUUGUGCUCCAGGGAGAAUGCACCAAGAGAAUGGUCGAGGAUGAAGCAAAUAUGUUCCAUAUGUAGAAAUCUUAGCAUUAGAUUCUGUUUUGUAGAAAUGCUGUGAUUAUUUAACCAUUUUAUACCCUCCUUUUGCAAUAAAAGUAGGCUUCUUGUGUCAUAUUUUUUUAUUUUUUUAUUCUUCCUAUGCAGUUAGCUGGUAUAAUUUUCACUAAUGUUAAAUAUUUAAUCUCUACAUUUUCUUUCUAUGGUGCAGAUCUAUUUGUUCCUCUUUCCAAGUACUUUUGUAUGUUUUCCUUAAGUCUAUGACAGAACUUGAUGACAAUAAAACUCACAGUAAAAUAUGGAGUGUGUGACUGUAAAACUCAGUGCAAUGUGUAUUGAUGAUCAAAGAAGUCUGCUAGGGUGCUUUGGUGCCUGAUGGGGACCCAGGUAAGAGGGCAAAUCAUUGCUUAAUGGUUUGCCCCAUUAGAGGGGAACAGGGCCGUAUACUCCUGGCAUCGUAUCCACUACAGUAGUGGUUAUGUAGAGGCUAUGAUGCUGGGAGUAACCCUUUAGGCCGCGUGUGUGAAUGUACUGCAGGCUCGACAGCCGUUACAUUCACAAUUUUUUAUGUAUAUAUGAGAAAGUCACAGUAUUGUACAACAGCAAUCUUCUCAGAAUGGUGAUUUGUCGUCACCAUAUUUCAAUAUACAUGUUGGUAAAGUAGAUUGUGUACGUAAAACACUUUGUUCUUGUUCUAUAUUGCUUAUUAAAAUAUAUAACUUGCAGUGGGUUCUAAAGUCGGCUAUAUUGUAAGGGAGUGGUAACUGGGUGCUAUGGCUCCAGGUUAAGCCCUUCUGAAGGGAGUGAUGUCUAAAUGCUUCCCACUCACUUCCUGUGUCCUUAGGGAGGAAUUACUGGGCAAGGCUGAUUUAUCCAAUGCGCACCGUGACUCCUAUCACCAUGACAACUUUAACUCACUGAAGUGGUCAUGGUGUUUGAAGUAACCCUUUAAUAUGCAGUGCACUUUGAGUUUUACAGUCAGUCAGCUAAGGAGAUAUAAACAGCACAAUUCUUAUAGCAUAAUAAAGAAAUGUGGAGAGGCACACUAUGCAUUAUGGGAAAAGAAUUCCAUCAUCUGUUGCCAUGUCCCUAGAUUCCCUCAACAGAUUUAGUUUCCCACAGCACGUAGUUCAUUAUUAUGUAUCAAGUUCAAAAUAUUCUAAUUGUACAUUUAUUCAAUUGAUCUUCUAAGGCAGCCUGUUUUUGUGGGAGGGAUUUUUUUAAUGUUCAAAACUUGCCAGCAACCAUUGUAGUUGGCAUUUGACCUCAAAGAGAUUAUCUGUGGAUUUAACAAUAAAUAUAUAAGCAGAUAAAAUAGGAACAAAUUAUUAGCAGCAAAAACUCAGAGCAACCACCUUCAAACGGACUUCUUUUAUUUUAUUUUACUUAUCAGAUAUUUCUCAGUUCAUGGUCAUGGUUUCAAAAUCCGAAAUGCUUUUUAAAAAUCAGUAAAAACAAAUACUCACAGGUUGUUACUAGAUUUCAAAGUCUCUCCAAUACUUGUUUUCUCUAACUGCUUUGGGAAACCUUUGCACUAUGCAAACAGCAUCAAUGGAGUAACACAUAAAAAAAACAUACAUUUAGCACCAUGUUAUAUGUACAUAAUGCUUUUAAAUAUAGUUAUGUCUGAAUACAAUUAUUUUGCAGAUUUUACAAAUCAUCUCUUUAUCGUAGAAACCACAAGUUAGCUGAGCUCUCUUAGCCAAUCCCUGAGUUUAGUGAGCAGACUCACUAAUUGCUUAUGUGGCAGGGGUAAUGAAAUGCUGAUUGCGCAUGCACAAUUCAAUUGCAGCUAUCUAAUCACUUGCAGUUUGUGCUAUUGUUGUGUUCCUUUUUUUCUGCUCAGUUAAGGAAAUGCCUCUGGUAGGUGAUUUGUACAUGUGUAAAUAGGAAGAUAGGAGAUUCUGAAAAAUGUCUGCGUAAAUGGAUUUGUGGUCACUGCCUCUCACUUCCUUUUGGGGGAGGAGAGGGGGCACAAUGCUAGAAUUGAGCAUGUAAUUAAGCCAAGAAAAUUAUUUUAUCAUGAGCUUUAAUAAACAUCAAAAUUGUCAAGAUACAUAUUGUUUUCCUUUGGUACGAUGGCUUAAUGUGGCAGAUGUUCUUAACCCCUUAAGGACCAAACUUCUGGAAUAAAAGAGAAUCAUGUCAUGUCACACAUGUCAUGUGUCCUUAAGGGGUUAAACUAAUUCCCAAGGAAGCUCAGCCAGCCUAGAGGCAUGAAAUAUAUAUUGGCAGCCAUUUUUAAUUUGUUUCCCUCCCUCCCCCUCAAACAAAAAUGUAUAUGAGACUUAAUGUUUCUAGUUACUGGGCCUGUAAAGCAUGGGUAUAAUUCAUAGAGCUAGGCACCUGGUAGAGGAGAGGGUGCGGGGAAGGGGGUACUUACGAAUCUCCCCAGAAAAUCUUAAGAACAUAUGUGUGGUUUGGACUAUUGUCCAAGGCACCUCUAUCCUGAAUUUCUUUGUUUCCAAUCUUGAUGGUGAAAUUGGUGAUAUUCUUAUAGCAAUACAUUGUGCUCAUGCUCUUAUUAAGUUUUGUGCUAAAACUCUGCAUGAGCAAAGUUCUAAAAAUGGAAUCAAGCUGUUGUUUUUUGAGAUCACACAAACAAAAACUAGUAGACAAAAUAAUAGUAAAAUCCCACUAUAGUGUGAAAACCCUGUCACAUCAUCUGUUAUAAAGGGUUAAAUUAGAAGUGUACAAUUUGUAAUAUACAGCAUUGUAAGGUUCCCAAGGAUUAUGCUAUUUUAUAUAGAGUGUCAUUAUCCAUCUAAUGAAGUGGAGCCAGCAAUAGAUUCAUGGCCUCCCAGUGUUUGUCAAUUUUCUCACUACCAGUCUUAAAGAGUUACUCUGACCAAAGAUCCUGGCUUAUUGUUGUUCUAUGGAGGCAGCCAUCCUUAAAUCCUCUUAGAGGGAAACACUACAUACCCAUUCUAAGACUACGCAGGAAAUCGAGAGUUUGUGUGCAUUCAUGAAUCCUGACAUCAUGUAGUGUGAAGUGCCAAACAUCUCAUAUUUUGCAUGGUUUUGAGUAAAAGCAGUGCUUCUCAUAAAGAGGACUCAAACAUGGCUGCCUACAUAAAGCAAGUGCAAGUCACAAGAUGCACUGAAAAUGGAGUGUUAUAUUUAUAUUUAUAUAUAUAUAUGCAUUAAAAGAAAAAAUCAAGAAUAUUCUUUAUUAGAUGUUGUAUUUUAUUUUUCUGAACAAUAACAGAAUAAUGACGGGUUUCCUUUAAUUUCCUUUAAUUUGAUCAGAGAGUGCAGUACAUGGAUGGAGUCAAUGAACAGCUUGGUUUUUGCAAACCUAGCAGUUUGGAGUAGAAGCUGGCAAAUAAUUAUUGUUAUUGGACUACAAUGCUGUCUGGGAUUCCUUAUAUAGACAGGCAAACUACAAAAUCUACCCAUUCAGAAUGAUGAGGAAUUCAAAACCUUUAGUCUUCUAAAUAUUUGUCUUUGAGACCAGUGUACACUGGCCAUCAGAUUGUGGACCAUUUAGCACCAACACUUAUUUUGAUUUGUCAAAAAAUAUAUUCUUUUCAGGUAAUUUUUGUUGUGCUUCAGAAAAUUAUUCCAACCGGGCAUUCAGACUUGACAUAGUCAUGUGAUCCACUAGGAUCAUUGACCCUCUCUUAGUAGUCUCAUAGCAUUACCUCCAAUCUGAAAAAUGAGGUUAGAGUUCACAAAAGGUCACGUGUUGUCUGUGCCAACCUCAGGGCUUACAUUCCUGCAACAGAACUACCAGACCAUGAUACCGGCGCUAGAGCAAAAAAAUAAGUUGGUUCUGUGUCAACUCUUUGAUCUUUGGCAUUGUGUUAAGCGAAUCAGAUUGCUUUUUGGCAUAUAGCAAAAAUACAUUCUUUAAAGAACAAUCCCUAACAAGUACUCUCUCUCCCCUCUCCUCUCUCUCUCCUCUCUCUCUCUCUCUUGUGCUUUUUUUUUUUGCAAAGUUCAAAUGUAAUAAGAAAAAAUUGAAUCCCAGUAAAUGUAUUGACAGCAGCAGUUAUAAUCCCUGUAGCAGUGUGAAAACCAGAAUUUGAUAUUACUGGAAUACUCCAAGCACCAUAACAACUACAUUAUGCCGUCCCCCGUCCCCCCAUUUAAGUAGUCAAACCUUUUUACAGCCGUUUACCUUCUUACCUCUGGUCCACUGGGCACCUCUAUGCCCCCCUCCAGGAGGGCUGAAAGAUUUUUCUCUGAGCUAAGCCCUGUAGUGCAGGUUCAUUGGCUGAAAGUGAUCAGCUGUAGUAGUUAUGGUACUUAAAUUGUUUCUUUUAAAAUGUGUAAAUAAAAUGUUAGAAAAAUAAAUCACGGUUUAAAUUCUAAAGAAAGAAUUGUGGAGAAUUGCACAUUUAGGCCAAAAUAGCUGAACUUGAGAAAUUGUUGGAGAUUCAUUUUCUGUUCUCCUACCAUGGCCUGACAUUUCCAGUCCUCUAAUCUGUUCUUAGCUAUUCUCAUUUUAUUAAAUAAACCACAUUUUGGUGUUUUUUUCAACAGGCGUUAAAAAUGUGAGGUGUUUUUAAUUUUUAAUACUGUUUUUUCAUUGACAUUUUCCAGUCAUCUCAUGUAAAAAUCUGAACUCUUCCAAACAGCCUCUUUACUUGCAGGUCAUAUUGGUGCAGGUGAAUCCAGGCGAAACCUUCACAAUCCGCACAGAAGAUGGACAGAUUCAAUGUAUCCAAGGUAAUUCAACUGCUACUGAUUGAUUGAAUCAUUCUUUCAAUGAAACUCUGGGUUUUCCCAGCUUUGUAUCACAAUGACUAUGACCCUUCUGUACAGUUACAAGCCACUGUGUAACAUCACAAGGUCUGUUAGUCAAGGACUUCCUGUUAAACAUCUGUCAUAAUCAUUUAAUCAGAUGCAAUGCAUGUAGUAUUUGAAAAAAAAAAAAAAAAAACAUAGAAACAAUGCUGGUAAUAUAAUAAAACUACAUUUGUACAGCAUGUUAACUAUAAAAUGAGAUAUAUUUAAUUUUCUUCUGAUCGUUAGAGCCUAGCAUUAAUUUAAGUCAAACAAGCAAAGUCUUACGUCUUGUUAAUCAACUAAUGUUCAUUUUCUCUCUCCUUUGCAGGCCCUGCACAUGUCCCCAUGAUGUCACCAAAUGGUUCAAUGCCUCCUAUAUUUGUGCCGCCUGGCUACGUGUCUCAGGUAGCAAUCAUUAUUAUCACCUUACAUGUAAAUUUAAUGAUUAUAUGUCUAUACAUCUGCAUAUUAUUGUUAAGAAUAAAAAGUUUGGAACAAGUAGCCAAAGACAUUAGCAACUGCUGCCAUUUAGGAAUUAAAUAACGUUUGUUACUGUUUUUGCAAUCCUACCCACACCUCCCCUGGCUGUGACUCACAGGCUGAAUGGGAAAAAUAGUUUUAUAUCCAGUCAGAUUUUGUCUUGCUUUAGAAGGUUUUAUCUCGGCUUUCUAAAUUGAACUUUAUUGCAGACAGGAGACUCCUACUGGAUCUAGAAGGCUAUUAACACAGCAAUUAAACAGAAUGUGCACUACAAUACAUUUAAAAAUUAAAUCUCUCUUUACAGGAAGAGUAUAGGAAGGCUGUGUAAGUCACAUGCAGGGAGGUGUGGCUAGGGCUGUACAAACAAAAGUGAUUUCACUCCUAAAUGCCUGAGAACUGAGCAGUGAGACUGAAGGGGCAUGAUCUAUACACCAAACAGCUUAAUUUAGAUAGUUGUUUUGAUGCCUAUAGUGUCCCUUUAAUGCAAUAAUGCACCCCAUGGUCCAUUUAAACAUUGUAAUUGGCUGAGUGGAGUCUCACCCUCUCCUUUCUUGAAAUGUGCCCCAAAGGAAUUCAGUCUCACUAUGCUCUCAAACAAUGAAGAUAACGUCAAAACUUCACAGAAACCUUGUGGUUUAUUCACACUAUUCCAUGGUGUGAGCUCUGUCUUCUGCUGUUAAAUAAACCACAAGAAUUCAGAAAGUUAUAAUGUUAUCUUUAUUGUGUAAAUAACUGGUGCAAACAAAUUUCCAUGGUGUAAAUUUGGUAUGUUCUUUUGAGGACUUAAAGAUAUCUCUGUACUAAGGGUUGCAGGAAAUAGCCUUCUGUAUGUCACUGACUUUUUAUCCAUUACUCAUGAUAUAAUAUUUUUUUUGUUGGUUUCCUUUGCAGCACAUUCUUAUUUCAUUAUUUUUUUUAUUGUUAUUUUAUUAUUAAUCUUUUUACUUCUAUGUAACAUAUAUUCUAAGGAUUAUUUUGCAAAGCCUUCUGGUAUCAUGGUAAUAUAUACUGCAGUCAAAAUCUGAAAACCCAAAAUUAAGUGCAUGGCAAAUUGUGCUAUUCUGAAACAUUUCUGGUAGUGUUUUAUUUACAUUGGCUUUCUUUGCACUCCUGGCUGUUUUCGAUAAAUAAUGCUCACACUGUGUGGUAUAAUGGGGUGAAGGCUAAAAGGUAUCCACUGAUUUAUGUCUUCAGGUUUUCCAAAUCACAGCAUUUUCGUUUUAUCGCCUUGUGCUCUAUAUUCCUGUCAGUAGCUAAAUAAUUUGCUGUUCUCAUUCACUGACGGGAACUUCAGAAUGUUUUUGGCAUACGUUGCAGCUUCACAUCCUUCAUUCCCGUUUAGCACAGAGGGAAAUGCUAUGAUAAGUUUAAUGAGCCAAAGCAAAUAACGUACUGGUGGUUAGUUUUUGCCAUCGUAAGUCUGAAACCAUCACCAAUUUGCUCUUCUGGGCUUGCGUUGCUUUUGCCGUUGCCUUCUUCUCUUUAUAUUUUAAAAUCUCCCUACGUGGAUAGGAACAAGUUAAUGAAAAUCACUUGUUUAAAUAUCCAGAGCCCCAUUUUUUUUUCUGAUCAAUUAUUGAUAAAUGUCUAAAUAAAACUUCUAUUGAAUUGGUCAAGGAUUUAAUUGCAAUAAAAAGAAAACUUCACAAUACAAUAGCAUAGGUACUAACUAUACUAUUCGUGUAGACCAGUACAAACUAGAUAUUAUAGAGCUUUGCUAAACAUAAAUAGUUAAAAUACCAAAUUGACAAUACUGAAGAAAACAAAUGAAUGGAUGACUUGAUAGAGGAAUCCAAUUGGUGUUUGUUUGUGUAUGUGUGUGUAUAUAUAUAUAUAUGUGUGUGUGUGUGUGUGUAUAUAUAUAUAUAUAUAUAUAUAUAUAUAUAUAUUCACACAUAAAUAAAAAUAAAAAAAGGUUGACACUUGAUUGUAGUUGGCUUACUUUGCACAACUCACAUGACAAGGAGUCACUCUGUUCACUUAGAAAACUUGCUAUGGAGCGACCUCCGGUAGAUAUAUCAGAGUAAGUGACACUUACUGAAAAAAAAAAUGAAUUCAAAGAAAGUGAUCACCUAUGGGUAUUUUGAGAUAUAGAUAUUUAUGUAAGAGUUCAACUCACAUAAAAAUGAGCCUUAGUGUGCAUUCAAUGUAUAAUACCUGCCACAGGAUACAGCUCAGAAUAGUUUAAGCACUUUGCUUAAUGCCCACUUGUGAAUUGGUAAGUUGCUUAUUAUACUGCAAGACAGGCAAAGCAUUAAUCAGAUGCAAAAUAUAAAUAUAGUAGGAAAACCGGUAACCUGGCUGAAUGCACCCAGAAUCCUUUUGCAAAAAAUUCCAUGAGUGUUUGACUGUGUAAAAUACAUCUUUUUUGACACAUGGCUAGUUUUUACAGUCAGUCACAGACACACAAUUCAGAGAAGGCAAACAAUGGCACAAAUAUCUGCCUGUCUAUUGAUCAGUCUCUGCUGGGGCCUCACAUCAAUAUUCCCAGCAAUUGGCUAUUUCACAUGGUACAUAUGCAAUAAAAAAAAAUCAAAACUAUAAUAAAUACAUAGAUCAACUGGUCUAUUUUUUUUGUCAGAUGCAGUCAUCAUCUAUACCAAUUUUAGAUAUUUUCAGAUCACCAAUAGAUCAUUUUUGUAGGAGCUACACGUGUUCUCAUUAUCCAACCUAAAGGCUUGAUAAAAUGCUAAAUAAUCCUGUUGAGGGUUUUUUUAAAUUCUGAAACUGAUGUGUCAAAUUCUCUUGCCGCUUUCUUCUAAAAAUGACCUUAUGUUAACAGCUCUGGAUUAUUUUAAUAUUAAACGUAAUUAUGAGUGUUUUCUCUAUAUUAUAUUAUUGGAAGAAAACACCCAUGCAAUGUUGAUUCCAAAUAAGUGUGGUUUACUGUAAAAACCGCCUGUCUUUUAUUUUAUUUAUAUUAUACUUGUGCAAUAAAUUACAAAUACCACCCACAAGGUUCAGAGAUGAUGUUGAGUGAUGCUUUUUUUUUUUUUUAAAUACACAAUUUCUUCAUUCAAAGGCCGAAACUUAAAGCUGUGUAAUGAUAUUUAAAUGACUUAUUCUAAAAAUAAAUAACUUGGGCAAUCAUUUUAUAAUUUUGUCAGUAUUUUACUCUGUUUGGUACUAUGAGAAUUGGUACAGUUAUAUCUUCUCCUUUAUAUGUGUCAAUACCAUGCAUCAAAUAUGACGAUCUGCACUGAUGUUAAAUUAAUCUGCAGGGCUAUUUAUUCAUACAAUGUGUUAAUUAAACUAUAUCUGGCGUAACAUACUUUAUAUCUAAAUUGUGAACAAGCUUACCUUUUAUUUAUUACUUUGUUUCCACAAAUAUGUCUGAAUUUAUUUUUGACCCUUGAGAAAAUCUGCACACGAUCACAUCUGCAUUUAUAAUAAACAUUUAAACAAAUAUUAAAAAAGUGAUUGCUAUCCUCAACUUUGCAGAUUAUCAGAAACAAAAUUUCCCACAAUAUUAAGCUUGUUUCCCAGUUUUUUUUUUAUUAAGUCACUGUUUAGUGAACAAAUCCCUGCAUUGGAACCAAUGGCAGCAAUUGAACAAUAUGUUCCAAUAAGAGUUUUAACUGUCCAGGAUGUAGAAGUAGAUAAAGAACUUCAUUCCUCGAAGCAAGAACAAAAUGUUUUCAUUGUUAUAACGCAGUGUAACAAAGUUAUUUCUUUUAAUACUAGUUUGGCUUUUGAUUUUUUUUUCCCACCAAAACCUAUUACAAUCCUAAUCCCAAUAGUUCCAUAGAAGGAUUGAGAUCACGCGGGGCCCUAAACAAGUUACUGUUUUGGACCCCACCAUCAGUCUUCACCUUGGUAUAGUGAACAGGGCCAAGAAUAUAUUCAUGGUUCAAGGAUUUGUGUUUAAUUAAUGGGCCUUAGAUUGCCACCUAAAGUCACUAGUUAAUCCUGCUCUGCAUAGCUCUAUUGAAUAAAGUUAUGUAUUUUCAGUUUCUCUUAAAUGUUUUCCCUUUCAGGUCGUGGAAGAAAAUGGAGUGCGCAAAGUCUUGGUUCUGCCGCACUCCGCAGAUUACCAUCAAGCAAUACACCCUCAGCUUUCGCACCUUGCACAUUAUAUGCAUCCUCACCCUGCCCUGCUCCCCCACCCUGGUCAUCCCGUCUACUCCCAAGUCCCUGGAACAGGAGAAAUGCCACCCCAAUUUAUGCACCAGCAUCCUCCUCCCCCACCACAUAUUUUCCAAGAACAAGGUACAGCCUAAUAUUUAAACCUUCCUCAACAGAAUAUAUGAGUCCAGGCUUCUUAUUUUGUUUAGAUAUGCUCACUCUUGUUAGCUGUAUUAUAUUGUAUAGUCCUCAUCCUGUCAAUUGUACAACAUUUUCUAUUAUAAUUUUGCGAAAAAGUAGCCUAUUCCAUUCAACUGUAGUUGAGGUAAAAUUAUAAAUAUAGAAUGCCAAUAUUUGUGAUGCAAAUAUUCAGUUACCUAGUUAUGUCUCAAGAAAGAUGAGCAUGUCCUCCACAUAUGUGUGGAUGACUAGGCCUCAUUCAAGUAAAUAUUAUUUAUAUACACCUGUAAAUUCAUCAGCAAAUGUGUACAGAAUAAAAUAUACACUUAAAUGAUUGUUUUCUGGCCUGUGAGCUCGGAUACCCUUGUAUCUGCAUUCUUGCAAUCUGAGAUUAAGCGGCAUGCAUUGUGGAAACAUCCUUAACAGCUUAAUGUAGCCCUGUCCAUGCAGGCAUUUUAAUGUGAACAUUGCUUUUUCAGAGAAAAGGCAGUGUUUACAUUCUCCGUAGCAACACCUCCAGUGGCAGUCACUUAGAUGACCACUAGAGGUGCUUCCUGGGUUAAGGGGGCUGAAUAGUGUUAACACUAUAGUGUCAGGAAUACACGUUUGUAUUCCUGACCCUAUGGUGUUCCUUUAAGCUAGUAACUUCGCACCUGAAAUGUGUACAUUUACACAGGCCAGAAAUAUACUUUUAGUCAAAGAGAUGCUCUAACUACCAUAAGGAUUACAGUUUUUUGUAGUGAUAAUGGGCAGAAUCUUUUUUUUUUUUUAUUUUUUUAUUUUUUUUAUGAGUAGUUCGAUGCUCUUUGGGCACUCAAAGACCAGGCUGUCUGCGUCCUCUAAAAAGAAUGCAAGAGUGUCACUUCUUUGUUACCUAUACAAAUCCUCCCAACACGGAAGGGAAAUUUUCAUAUUAUUUCAACACCUGCAGUGGGGAUGACGUAAAACUGCUCAAAAAUGGUGUGAGGAAAAGGUUUCAUUAUACACAGAUGCUCUUGCCACAUAAGCACUACAAUAAGUUACAGUGGUUAUGAAGUUUAUGAAAUACAUUAUUAACCUUUGCCUUCAUUUAUUAUAAUAUAGAUUUUUCCGUCUAUUAAGAAUGUAUUUCCUUUUUUGUUAGACAUUGUUUUCAAUUCAUUUUUCUGCACAUAUAAAUCGUCAGUGUUGGUGUUUAACCAAUUUGACAUUUUUAUCUUCAGAGCCACGUUCUCAUGGACGGACAAACUUCAUACAGCGAGAUGAGCGAACCAUGAAAGUGCCCGAUCCAGUUCGGAAGAGAUUAAAAGACAGACAAAUCGGAGGGCACAACAAUAACAAGUUAAACAGCCCACCUUCCUCUCCGCACAAAGCUCAACUUGCUGCCAAUGCACAUAUCCAGAAUGGAUACUCCAAGGGACAGCAUUUGACAGGGGGACUUGUUAAAAUGAAGCAAGCAACAAAGACUCGAGGCAGCCCAUCUGCUGACAGCGAAACUGGUAUGUACAGUAUUUUUGACAUCAAACCGUACUUUGCUCUUUCUGUUAGAUACAAUAAAAAGUGUGAUGUGGCAAAUAGGGCAAGACCGUAAUCACGGAGUGAGGACCAGCUGUGAAGAUCAGAGACAUGCUUUGCACUAGCAAUUGUUGCAUAGCGUGUUCCACUGCAUGGGCUUUUUAUCCCAAUCGUCUGUGUGGGCUUUUAUUGUGUGUGUUAAAGUUUAUUGCAUGGUAGUGUUCUGUGUGUGAAGGGAUUUGGAAUGUGAUGUUACAUCUUAUUUCCGCACAGCACAACACAGAAAGUGUUCUACUUAAAGGAACUAUUUAGAUUACCUUCCUUCCACCUCAGCAUGUGAAGUAAAAAGAUAGAUUUGCUUACCGUUUCUCCAUUGCUGCGGUGCUGUCUCCAUUUCUGAGAUCAUCAAUCCUGAUAAUCUCAGCCAAUCCAAUGCUUCCACACAGGGAAACAUUGGGAACAUAGUGCGCAUAAGUGGCAAAUCACUACGCGUGUUUUAACCCUGCAACAGAAACAUUUCCCUCUCUACAAAACUUAAAUCUAAACUACUGCACCCACACCACUUCAUUGAGAUCCUUUAAUAAUCCACAUAUUAAUAACACAAUCUUGGGUAGUCACCAAAGCCAUCCUCAGUCCAGCCUUGAUUCAGUUAACCCUGGAGCUUUUCCACACCUGAAACUUAUUGAGAAUGUCCCUUUGUGCAGCUUGGCUUGUAGCAAUAAUCCAUAUUUACAUCCAAACUUGGAAAUGACUAUAAAAUGUGAGCAAAGAAUAGGGUCUCCUACUAGAUUUGACCAGCUCAGUUUUACAGAAGACGCCUCUCAGUUGCACCGAAAGUUGAACUUAACAUGUCCUGUGUCAAUGUUUACGUCGUAUAUUUGUGAUGUGUGUGACAUUCAUUUGACCAUUGGCCUGAGUUUGGCAGCCAUUUCAUCUCUUUAAGUUAACCAUGAGGAAAAUAAAAUCUAAUUAGAAGCGUGUAACGCUUGUGGUCACACUCAAUCCAAAAAUGUCAGCCAUGACCGGUAACUUGGCAACCUGUAAACAAGCCUCCUUGCAAUUUCAUUCUGUUCAAAGAGACAAAUCCACAUUUUUAUUUAUUUUUUGAGAAAAAAAUUAAAAGGUUUACUUAAGAAUUCACUUAAUUUUUAUUCAUUUAGCCUUGGUAACGCUGAAAUUAAACCUUCGGAUACCAUGAAAGUGACCAAACCCUUUGCUACGGUGGUUAGAACUAAUGCUUUGUGUACCAUGGGUAGGAAAGAAAAUUAGACAGAUUAGUGAUUUUAUUCUCUCUGCGACAUGUAUAAAUAUAGAAGUGCUAAGAAAUUAUGUUCUGUUUUUGUGGUAACAAUAGCCCUUAAUUUAUCACAAUAUGUCAUUUGAUUGUGUCACAUGACUAUACUAGAACUAAUAAGCUCUGUUAAAAUAUGAUUUUGGCAAAUGUACACAUGACUUGUUAUUUUAUUGCAAGGAUUGGGGCUUUUCAUCUUAAAGCAGUGGUUUUGUCUGUAGUCUAGGUAGAGUUUCAACUUAAACAUUUGACCCCUUAAGGACACAACUUCUGGAAUAUUUCCCUCAUGUGUCCUUAAGGGGUUUUAAAUAGAUAUUUUUAUAUUUUUUUUGUAUCUCCAUUUAAAUGUCUUUUUGCAGUGCUAAUAUACAGAAUUAAAGCUGUCUUUCUAACUUUGCAUUGUAGCUUUUCACCUCACUCUAUCGCAUCCGCUUUUAAGUUGCACUUAUUUGGAUGGAGAACUGCUGAUUUUAAUCGUUCACAUGAUUUGUUGUUGAAAUUGUGGUUAUGGUGCUUGGAGGGUUUCUUUGAAUGGAACAUUCCAAUAAGCUGUAGUAGUUCUGGAGCUCAGAAAGCCCCUCACACACAGUAUGAUAUUUUCACUGACCACCCCCUUCUCCCCAUCUCCGCACCUAUUUAGUCUAGCUCGCCCACUCGGUCCCCAACUACUGCUUCUUUUGAAAAACCAAGUAGGGCACUGGAAAACUUUUCUGAAAGUGAGGGGCUUUGGUGUUUUCAUAAGAAUAAUACAUUCUUUAUUAAGAUUAAAAUGAGCUAUUGCUAUAAUACCAAACCAGUCCUCAAGGUACAGCCAAAAGUCCAAGAUUUAGGCAUAUCCCAAUUUUAUUCCAAAGGAGAUAAGUUAAAAAAAAAAAAAAAAAUGGUUAGUGAGUGUUGUGUCCUUGUUUUUAAAUGCCAGUGCUUUGCUGCGGGGUUAUUGGAUAGUAUUGGAUAUUUCUGUAGUUGAAGCACGUUUCAGAGAAACUGCAAUGCUUACAUUGCAUGGUUAAGACUGCCUUAUAGAUAGCCACUAGAGGUUCUUCCUGGUAUCUCACAGAGUUUAACUCUGAAGCGAUGCUGGACAUCCUCAUGCUCAUGCCAUGCAUGAGGACGUUUAGUGUCUUCAAAUCCCCCAUAGGAGAGCAUUGACUCAGUUCUCUCCUAUGGGGAAGGUCUAAUGCAUGCGCAGUGCUUGCCAUGCAUGCACAUUAGAUUCCAUGGCUCGGACAUCGGAGGAGGCAGAGAUGGAGCCUGUGCUCAGGGACAUUGGUGCUAGAAUAAGGUGAGUGUUUUAAAGGAUUUUUAACCCUUUAAUUGCAGGGGGUGGGGAGGGGGCUACAACUUUGUAUUUCUAACACUAUAGUGCUCCUUAAUUAGUGUGGUGACAUCUACUGUUAAAGACACCACAUUACAAAGUAUCUACAUUCAAGUGUUUUGUUUUAUAGAAUGUGUCACGAUGCCUGCAGACCCUAAUCCAGGAUGUGUAAGAGGAUGCUGCUUUUUAUGUAUCUGCUGUAAAAUGGCAUUCGCUGCAUGAAUGGCCACUGACUUUAAAAAGGCCUGCUGUUUGGUUCAAUUGAUAGGCAUUGAGUAGACUGGCAGAUUAUGUAAAUAUUCAAUCACAAAACUAAUUUGAAACUAACAUCUGUGCCUGUAGUCGGUGUCCGGGUUGUUAAAUCUGUACCAGCUGGUUGUUUUUCUUUUAAAUACUUAAAAUGGAAAAAACAAAAAACAAAACAGAGAAUGAAACAGUUUCGGGACUGAGUCAUACUGUGCGCAAAUGGUAAAUUUUUUUUUUUACGUUUUAUUUUUGUCUUUGUUAGAUAGUGAAGCGGAACCGAAAAAGCUACAGGACCUGAUCUCCAGCAUGGGGAAGCCUGCUGUAAGUAUGCUGUGAAUGUUUAUAAAAAAAUGAUUUGCUACUAAUAAAUAGGAAAAGACAUACCAUGAGCUAUUCAUUAAAUAGUGAAUUGUCAGGAAUUCUCCAAGUGUAUGUCAAAAUAGCUGUGCCUAAAACGCCUGACUUAUUUUUUAUUCUUUAAUUGAUUAUUUUCCAGUUAUAUUUUGUUUUUGUUUCGCUCGUGCCUAAAAUGUGUCCACCUUUGCUGCUUUCUGGACAAUUUACAGUUUAGUGAAUAACUUUGCCCCUGAACACUGACAUACCUUAUAGAUAGGAGUUUUGAUUGUAGCUGCUCACACAGUUGCUCUUGACAUUAUUUUGGUUUUGUUUUGCUUUUUAAUUUCCUUCUUGUUGUAUGAUUGCCAGAGGUGUGCCUACGCCUCUAUUGGGUACAUGUCAGGGUUUAGAAGGGUUAAGUAUGCAUCUAUGGAACUUUUUUAUAGCACACACAUGUAACUCAUAUAUGUAUUUUCUUAUCAGUACUCUCUGCUUCCAUUUAGGUGUCUGUAUUGGAGGCCAGAUCUGCUGUGUUGACGUGGAGCUUACAGAUCAGUUCCCAUAACCCAGAGAACCCCACAAGUAUCGUACCAGCUGCAUUAGUGUACGAGGUGACUGUGUCCAAUGGUGGCAAAAAUGGAAACUUCAAACAAGUGUACACGUAAGUAGGAACUUGAUACUUACCGGACAAUUUAAGGGAAAGUCUAGAAGAAAAAUGCAUAAUUUGUAUAUUUUAUUGUAUUUGAGCAAUGCAGUUAAAAUAUAUAUAUAAACAUUUAUUCGUUUUACAAAAUUAUUUUCCUUAAUCCUUAAAAUACCACCUCAUCAGCAACAAAGCUGAUCCACCACCUUUUUGCCUACUGCUAACUGUUUUGCUCAUGCUGGGCAGUGUCCAAUCAAAUACGAAGCAUUAUGCACACAGUGAGAUAUCAAAAAUAUCCCUGAAAAUAGUUACAUUUUUCAUUAAAUAGUUUAAUAUUCGAUCUUUGCCAAAUUAUUGGAUAAAAAUAAAACACAGUGGGAUAAGUCACAAAAUGUGCAGAUAGGUAUGCUUGCUUGAAAUAAUCCCUAGUGCUUUCUAUGAAGUUCUGAUUUCUUCUUCCUUGAUGACACAGGAGGCUGCUUUUCAAACAGGCAAUUAAAAAAAGCAGGAGAUAAGAACUUUUAACCUAAUAAAAGUUCCAACAUGAGCAGAGACUGUGUGUGAGAUUCAGGGGGAAGUGUGGCUAUGACAGCCAGAGGUUGUUUGGGUAGAGUGAAAAAAUAAAAUGGUUAAACCCCAGAAGGGCAGAUCACUAUGCAGUGAGCCUGUUGGUGUACGCUCUAUUUACCAUAACCACUUUAUUAUGCUAGGGUCCUAUUCGUGUUUAGACUGAACUUUUAAAAAUAAAACAGAGUAUUAGUCUACGGGUAGAAAUUGAGACUGUUCAAUUAUUUAGACUACAUAAUGGAGUUGUCUAGCAGCAAGUGGCCAGCUGUCACAUUGUGUGACCUUCUAAUUGAUCAUAUGUAUCAAUAAUAGUUUGUUUGUCCACAGAGGUGAAGCUACAACAUGUACGCUAACUGACCUACGGCCAGCAACUGACUACCAUGUUAGGUAAGUACAAUGUAGCCAGAGUAGUAAACUCAAGAACAAGUAGAAACAAAAUGCCAAUGUUAAGGUUUAAACAGUACCAACUUAUUGCAUAGAAGAGAAGAAAAACUCUUUGAUUUUAAUCCAGUCAAUCUUUUAUUUCAUAGAGUUUCUGCCACGUGCCCACCCCUGGAGGGAUCCAUUAGUGAACUAGUGAGUUUUACCACACAAAGCUGUGAGCCUGACACUCCAGGCCCACCAAGACUCUCUAACCGAAGCCGGACUUGUCUGACCUUACAGUGGAAGGUAUGUCUCCUUGAAUUGCUUUUACCACCUGGUAAACUGCAGCCUGCUUGCUGCCUUUGGAAUUCUGUUCUAAAACUUUGAUGGCUAUAGUUCUGUCUUUAUAUGCAUCAUGGAACGUCAGCUUUUGUGGUUUUGCUUGCUAAUGGUGCUUUCCAAAAUGUUUAGCUAGUCAUAUAAGACCAAUACUGCUAGAGUGCCAAAAAGUCCGGUUUAGUUUCUGGAAUAAUGUUCUCUCAGUGACCGCUGUUGCUGUCUGCAUUAUGAAUUUGUGUCUAGAGUUCAUAAUUACAGUUGCCAUGCUCAUUGGCUAAUGAUGUUGUUAAGUGCCAUAUCCUUCAAUCACGAACAGUGUGAAUAAUCGCCACAUAAAAUACAUGUUGAAUUAUAGGUAAGGGAUACUUGCAAACAAGGAGCUUACUUCGUACACACAGAGCAUGUAAAUGCCAACACAGCUACUUAAUCUGUAUUCACCCGUUUAUUUACUUGAGUUUAUGGAACUGGUACUUGACAUGGUGACUUAUGACUCUGGGUGUCAGCCAUGGCAUAAGAUAUCUUAAAACAGGGGUGCCCAAAAGGUAGAUCCUCAGAUGUUGUAGAACUACAACUCACAAGAUGCUUUUAGAAUGACAAAGCAUCAUAGAUGUUGUAGUUUUAAAACAGCUGGUGAUCUACCUUUUGGGCACCCCUAUCUUUAAAGAACACUCUAGUCAACAGUUUGCUUAUAAACUAGGGGACAACACCAGGGGGACUCCAGGCAGCCUAACCACAGCAAAUUUAAAAAAUCCUUGUGAUACAGCCAGGCAAUAGUUUUGGUUAAAAUGAAGGCUCAAAGUAAGUGCACUGCACACCAUUUUCCAGAAUUUAGGGGAUGCCCCUUCUUUGUGUCUCCAGUAAGAGAAAGUAAUAAGUAACAAAUGUGAAGUUUAUGGAAACAUUUUAUCUUUACAAUGUUUAUGUCAAACUUGACUGAGAUUUUUUUCAGGAUAAAUACUUGAACUUGAGACAAGAAAUUCUGUAAAGAUUUGAUCUUUCAUCUGUCACUAAAACCAGGGACAAGAAAUUCUAGAGUAAAAAAACCUCGACCCCCUCAAAGUUUGACCAGGUCAAUCAUUAUAUAAUAGGUAGUUGGCAUUCAUCUGCUUUUUGAAAUAAUGUGAGUGCUGAAAAUGAUGUUAGGGCCAUGGUCUCACCUGACUGACUGGAAACCCAAAUCAUAGUAGAAGAAGAUCCAGCACUAUUAAUGAGAGAAAAUGCUUAAUUUAUUGUGUCCUUGCAUCAACCAGUACAACAACAUUUUAAAUGUUGAUUCAUAUGAGGGAACAAUAAUAUAAUCCUUUCCACUGAGAGAGUGGGGACCUUCUUCAGUUAUCAAAUAAUAACCUUUUUUUGCACCGCAGUCAUUUAUACAUAUGAAGCCAUGGAUGGAUUGCUGACUAUUAUAUAGAUCAUCAGCAUUUUCAUAUCUAUUAUAUAGAUUAAAUAGAUCAUAAUAUAACCUUUAUAUAUAUGUACACACACACACACGGUAGGCGCAUUCACCAGAAUGUUUCAUACAAAGAUAAAUAAAUUCCUUGCAAGGGCUUAUUCCUCAUCAGUAAAAUGUUGAUCAUUACAAAACCAUUAAAAUGUAGUUUCCUGUUUCAUGUUAGCAUAUGUUUAAUUUCAUGAGUGUGCAACAAUGUAACUGAUAUUUAAAGGAUUAUAGCUACAAAAUGUAAAACUAUGUUUUGUUGUAGACUUCAUCUGAUCAUUCUUCUAUUCCCCCUUUUUUUUCCAGGCUCCUAGUGACAAUGGUUCAAAAAUCAAUGGCUUCCUGUUGGAAUGGGAUGAGGUGACUGUUUUGCGCAUGGCAUUUUUUAAAUCGUGUUUAUAUGUACUUUGUAUAGGCAUACAUGAUUGAAAUUCUUCAUAUCUCAGAUAUGGCAGGAAAUAUAUAUAUAUCAAUAGUUUUCUUCUUUUCCUUUCUCUUUAAGGGGAAACAUGGGCCUUUCAAAGAGUGUUACUCUGGAUAUCUCAAACAAUACAAACUUAACAAGUUGUUCCCAUCUACAAAGUACACCUUCAGAAUAGCUGCCAAAAAUGACAUGGGAGUAAGGUAUUAUUGGCUUCCAUUUUAUUUAUUUACCUUAGUGUUUGCAUAAUUAUAGCUGUAUACAUAACUUGUAUUUUUGAUUGUCUCCUCUCAUCCCUCCAGUGGGUUUAGUGAAGCAGUUCCUUACUAUACUUCCGGAAGUGUUCCCUCCACACCAUUGCCCCCCAGACUUGUGCAAUCUGGUAUUACUUGGCUGACAUUGGAAUGGAGCCCACCUAAUGAUAAUUCACCAGACGAGACCCUAACAUAUAGCUUAGAAAUGGAAGAGGAAGGCUCUGUAAGUGUAUCUCUAGAACGUUAAAUAAACAGACCUUUUUCAUAUAUGGUAUGUUUUUUUUUGUUUUUUUUUAAGGAUUAGCCAGUGUGCCAAUAGGACAAAGGAAGUGACUGUAAAUACUGGAAACUGGAUGGUUAAAAUAGUAUUGAAACAAAAUCUUUUCAGAUGUAUCUAGCGAAUGAGUGUAGCAUAUUAACUGGCUACUCUGUUGGCCUGAUGCUCACAGCUGUUGUCAAACAUGUAAUGUUUUGCACUUCCUGCUGCCAAACUAGAUUGAUUUAUUUAUGAUAGACUUUGUUUAGCACUUUUGCAAUAGAAUUUAUUUGUUUAUUUUUUCCAGUUGUCUAACUCAUAGGAAUUUUCAUUAUUAGCAAUUUAGAAAAAAAGACUCCUUGUAGUGGUUAUGUUACUGUAAGUCUAUAGAUGUUAUCCCCUGCUGUUUUGUCACACCGUGUUGAAGCAGUGUGACAAAUCCUGGGGCUCUCCCCUACAACCAUAGCUUCCUUCGUCUUUAGCCAUACUGAUAAUGUGUAAACGCCACAUUCACAAUAUAAAGUGACAAAGCUUCCAACCCUGAAUGGCAAUGAUUGGCGGACAGAAUUGUAGGUCGGUUAAUUUACUAUUUCCACAAUGGGCAGCCAGUGAUGAGCUAGGAACAUCAGCUGAUGCUCUUUACUGAUUGAUUUUUUUAAUCACAUGAACACCUAUACAUUGUAUACUGUGUGUGUAUUUGAUAGUUUGACAAAGAUCACGUGGGUCGAAAUUUUGCGAUUUGGCUGCAGGUUUAAAUAAAUUGCCUUUUGUUGAACUUUCUACGCUUUCUACUAAAGUGCUUCCUAUGUGCAGAGAUUUACGAAGUACGGUUCCUAUGAUACUCCCCCAGCAUUCUUCCCUAGUACAAAUGGUAGCCAUUAAUGAUAUCAAUAACAUGAGCUAGGCUGCAGAAAGGAUUCUGUUAAUUUUCUUUUUUUUUACAACUUUAAGGAAAAGACAUUUGUGUUUCAUUUUCUUGCAGGGUUAUGGUUUUAAACCAAAACACAAUGGGGAAGAACUUUCAUGCACUUUAAAGAACUUGAGGAGGAACACGUCUUACAAGUUUAGGGUAUGUACAGGUUUGACUUGACUUUUCUUGAUCUAUUAAUGUUCAUAAAUGGCAACCAUGGCAGAGCACACUCAGCACCUACGCACACAUUUUUAAGUUCAUGGGUUCAUCAGAAUCAUAAGAGAACCCGGGCCAAUUGAAGCCAAGAUUUAAGUAAGUGCAUCCUUGAGGUUCUUUUGAUCGUAAUGCAGUGUGGCAAGAUAUGGCACCACCUAACGGUGCAUUACUAAAACCUGCACUGCAGAAAACUAAGAGGAUAUUCUGCUAGAGUUUGGUGCCAUUGGAAGAACAGAUUUCACCUUCAUUACAUCUAGAUAACUGUGGUCCCUUACCUAUUUAUUAGGUUUAAUGGCAGAGCCUAAAAUUUCCACUUGCCUCCUAACUAUUGGCAACUUGGCAAGUGAAAGUGCAGCUGUAUCAAGUAGAAAUUCACCCCUGGUGAAUGUAGCGUGGGAGCUCUGGGCUUGCAAUGAAGAGUAACGUGGAGAGCGAUGAGUGGAACUGCUCUUGAGGGAUAAAAUACUUCCUCCAUAAACCCCUAAUGGGCAGUGUUAUAUUAAAUAAGAAGUCUAUAAAUGAGAGGCUCCUGAUUCUCUUCCUGGUCUGGGAAAGGUCUAUCUACUACUAGCACAUAUAUUUAUUAUCUCUAUAAUGCCAUAAAAAACAGAGGGUUAUUUUACCCCCAUAGUUUACCUUUAACCCCUUAAGGACACAUGACAUGUGUGACAUGUCAUGAUUCCCUUUUAUUCCAGAAGUUUGGUCCUUAAGGGGUUAAAGCUAACCAUUUUUGUAAGAGAACACUUGGCUUCUACUUAUGCCACAGGCUCAUUAAAUAAAUCCGAUCAGUCAGUAUAACCAAGUGAGUAAUGGAUGGAGAAUGAAACAAGACGAGGAUAAAGAAUGUAUGCGCAUGUGCAAAAUCCUAUUCUGCCAAUCACUGGAACUCUUUUUUUUUUUUUUUUAUUGUGCAGGUUUUUGCUUUUAACAGCGAAGGCCGAAGUAACCCCAGUAAUAUUGUAGAAUACUCGACCUCUCCCGAUAAGCCUGGUCCUCCCAGUAAACCAAGUAUAAAGGGAAAAAUUCAUGUUCACAGUGUAAAGGUCACGUGGGGUAAGUUUAUAGAUGUUUGAUUUACUUUCAUCAUAUCUAGUUAGUUUAAUAACAACUCUAACAGUUUUCAUGUUCUUUUAGAUGCCCCAAAAGACAAUGGAGGGGCAGAAGUAUCUAAAUACUUUCUUGAAAUCUUAGAAACUUCAAAUGGUAUGUUUUUAUUUUUUUUUAUUAGUUUUUUUUUUUUUUAUAUAUAUAUAAAUGUGUGUGUCUCUUAAUACCUUUAUUAUAUAUAUAUUUAUUUACAUUUGGUCUCAUUAGGUAAUAGGUGGGACAUGAUAUACAGUGGAUCUUCGAAGGAGCACGUAUGUGAUCAUCUCAAGCCCGGUACUUCCUAUAGAUUAAGAGUAUCCUGCAGCAACGUAGUUGGCUCAAGUCAGGUGAGAUAAACUUCUCUUAUAAUACUCAAUCUUUGCUUUUUAAAAUUAACUAGCAAACUUUUUUUUAAAUAAUUUAUUUCCUUUUGUUUGUUUGGCUACUCCUCAGUCAAUAAUAACAGCAUAACCUGACCUAAUUUCCGACAUUGUGAGCACCUAUUUAGGGCUUUUACUCCAGAUGGUAACUUGUAGUAAAUUGAAAACUGAAUUUGCAAAUGUUAAAUCAAAAUAGCAUAGUUAGUGCAAGGGCGAUGGUUAUAGUCACUAUUACAGAAGUGACUAUGUAGGUUAGCAAUUGGCUAAUUUUGCUGUUAUUUAAGUUAAUAAACCAUUUUAGCACAAAUAAAAGGAAACUAGGUUGUCAGAUAUUUUUCUUACGUUUAAUACACGCUUGAAUGUGACUCGUGGAGCAUUGGACAUUUCAUGGAUUGCAGGAUAAAACUUACCAGGUAAUGUUAAAGGAUCUUAACAUGUAUAGCUUGGAGGAAAGACGAGACAGGGGGAUAUGAUAGAAACAUUUACCGUAUAUACUCGAGUAUAAGCCGAGUUUUUCAGCACAUUUUUUGUGCUGAAAAACCCCAACUCGGCUUAUAUUCGAGUCACUGUCUGUAUUAUGGCAAUUUACAUUGCCAUAAUACAGACUGGGGGCUGGCAGAGCUGUUAUUUACCUCUCCUGUCAGCUCCCUCCUCCUCCGCGCCGGUCCGGUCAGCACCUCGGUCAGCUCCCAGUGUAAGUCUCGCGAGAGCCGCGGGGUCAUAGUGCGGCUCUCGCGAGACUUACAAUGUGAGCUGAGAGAAGAGCUGCACGGGCCGGCGCGGAGGAGGAGAGAGCUGACAGGAGCUGCAGGAGAGGUAAGUAACAGCUCUGCCAGCCCCCUUCCUCCCCCCACUGAACUGCCAAUGCCACUGGACCACCAGGGAAGGAGAGCCCCCCUCCCUGCCAUGUAUCAAGCAGGGAGGGGGGACAAAAAAUAAAUAAAAUAAUAAUACAUAAAUAAAAAUAAUAAAUAAAUUUAUAAUAUAUAAAUAUAAAUAAUAAAAAUAAUAAUAAAAAAAUAAUUAAAAAAAAUAAUAUAACAAAAAAAAUUAAAAUAAUAAUAAUUUUUUUUUAAUAAAAAUGCCCACCCCCCACCAAGGCUCUGCAACACACACACACACACUGCAUCACACACACACACACUGCACUCAUACACACACACUGCAUUCAUACACACACUGCACACUCAUAUACACACUGCACACUCAUACACACUGCACACUCAUAUACACACACUGCACACUCAUACACACACUGCAUCACACACACACACACUGCACUCAUACACACACACUGCAUUCAUACACACACUGCACACUCAUAUACACACACUGCACACUCAUAUACACACACUGCACACUCAUAUACACACACUGCACACUCAUACACACACUGCACUCAUACACACACACUGCGCACUCAUACACACACUGCAUUUAUGCACACACACUGCACUCAUACACACUGCACUCAUACACACACUGCGCACUCAUACACACACUGCAUUCAUACACACAUUGCAUUCAUCAUAUACACACACUGUAAAUAAAUAUUCAAUUAAUAUAAUUUUUUUAGGAUCUAAUUUUAUUUAGAAAUUUACCAGUAGCUGCUGCAUUUCCCACCCUAGUCUUAUACUCGAGUCAAUACGUUUUCCCAGUUUUUGGGGGUAAAAUUAGGGGCCUCGGCUUAUAUUCGGGUCGGCUUAUACUCGAGUAUAUACGGUAAAUACAUAAAGGGAAUCAACACAGUAAAGGAGGAGACUAUAUUUAAAAGAAGAAAAACUACCACAACAAGAGGACAUAGCCUUAAAUUAGAGGGACAAAGUUUUAAAAAUAAUAUCAGGAAGUAAUACUUUACUGGGAGGGUAGUGGAUGCAUGGAAUAGCCUUCCAGCUGAAGUGGUAGAGGUUAACACAGUAAAGGAGUUUAAGCAUGCGUGGGAUAGGCAUAAGGCUAUCCUAACUAUAAGAUAAGGCCAGGGACUAAUUAAAGUAUUUAGAAAAUUGAGCAGACUAGAUGGGCCGAAUGGUUCUUAUCUGCCGUCACAUUCUAUGUUUCUACAUUUUCGUAUUCUACAAUUGCAGUGCAAAGAUUACUAUAUCAUCCGUUUUCUUGAUGUUGUGUUAUUGUAAUGACAGUCCAGCUGGGCUAAAAAAAAAUGUUUCUUUAGGAUUUUAUAAAGUAGUACAUAUUUGUUAAUAUAAACACUCGAUAAACUGUACUAUAAGAUCAUUAACUCUUUUUACUUGUGAACCAUGCUUUGUAUUUUUCACCUUUGAUGUGCACUCUGGGGUUUUUUUUUUUUAGUUGCGGAGGAAACGCUACUUUGCAUAUAAAUUGUGACCUUGUGAAGUUAGGGAAGUUUGAUACUCUAAGCGUUAUUUAAUGCCCCAGUAAUUUUCACACGCUCCUUUCCUUUCUCUGUCAGGAAGUACUGACAUUUUGGAUCAUUACAGUCGGGUCAUGUUGCAGUGAAGGACUAUUCUGCUAUUAUCAGCUAAAAUGAAGGCUUAUGUGGCCCCAGUUGUCUAAUGAGCAAAACUAACACAUAUAAUGCCUGUACACAUUAAGCUGUUUCUGAUGUUCCAAACAGAUUUUUUUUUGUUUACUAUGGUAAGCCUUAACAAAAUCCAUCAAGCUUGCCACUGGUGUACAGGAUCUGACCUAUAUGGUAGCCAUUUACUUUGCAUUGCAUCACAAGUUAGAUUAAGCAAUAUAUGUUUUCACAAUCACCUUUGACCUGGUUCCAGAUCAGUUAGAGAAAGCAGGUGGGCUUUUCUGCUUGGUGUCUUUCACUAAUCCUUUGGUUUUUGUUUAUGGUUUUCUUUCUUUUCUUUUUUUUUUUAGGUUUCUGAUGUGCUAACAGUCCAGACAGGUAUUGUACCACCGGGCCCUUGUCACCCUCCACGCCUAGCUGGAAAGGCCAAGCCUAAAGAAUUAAACCUGCAGUGGGGUGAGUGUCUGCACAUGAUGUACCCGUCACUUUUCUUGCAUAUACCACGCGUUUUUAAAAAGCCAUUUAUGUUGAGCACGAGGAAGAAAAGACUUCAUGUUAAAAUAUUUUAACCUUCACUACCAAAUGCUGUUCAUUAAAAAUAAAUAAAUAAAGCUUUUUAAAAAAAAUUCUGGGCUGUAUAGCUAGCACGGAAGUUCAAAACAGCAAUUUUGUGUAUACAUUCUAUCAGAUUUUUUUUUUUUUAUUCAUACUUCGUUUGCAGAAGUAAUUGGGUUUUUUUUUUUGAAUGCAGUGUAGACCCUUAGUAUCUCUUGCCUUUCAUUACUUCAUAGAUGUCUUGAAGUAUGAAUGCUAGCGCACAAAUACCUUUAAAGAAGCACAGCAAUUAGAAUUAGCUCUGUGUAAGCACAGGUUGGCAGGAGAGUUUACGUAUAAACGUUAUACAGGGAGUGCAGAAUUAUUAGGCAAAUGAGUAUUUUGACCACAUCAUCCUCUUUAUGCAUGUUGUCUUACUCCAAGCUGUAUAGGCUCGAAAGCCUACUACCAAUUAAGCAUAUUAGGUGAUGUGCAUCUCUGUAAUGAGAAGGGUGUGGUCUAAUGACAUCAACACCCUAUAUCAGGUGUGCAUAAUUAUUAGGCAACUUCCUUUCCUUUGGCAAAAUGGGUCAAAAGAAGGACUUGACAGGCUCAGAAAAGUCAAAAAUAGUGAGAUAUCUUGCAGAGGGAUGCAGCACUCUUAAAAUUGCAAAGCUUCUGAAGCGUGAUCAUCGAACAAUCAAGCGUUUCAUUCAAAAUAGUCAACAGGGUCGCAAGAAGCGUGUGGAAAAACCAAGGCGCAAAAUAACUGCCCAUGAACUGAGAAAAGUCAAGCGUGCAGCUGCCACGAUGCCACUUGCCACCAGUUUGGCCAUAUUUCAGAGCUGCAACAUCACUGGAGUGCCCAAAAGCACAAGGUGUGCAAUACUCAGAGACAUGGCCAAGGUAAGAAAGGCUGAAAGACGACCACCACUGAACAAGACACACAAGCUGAAACGCCAAGACUGGGCCAAGAAAUAUCUCAAGACUGAUUUUUCUAAGGUUUUAUGGACUGAUGAAAUUAGAGUGAGUCUUGAUGGGCCAGAUGGAUGGGCCCGUGGCUGGAUUGGUAAAGGGCAGAGAGCUCCAGUCCGACUCAGACGCCAGCAAGGUGGAGGUGGAGUACUGGUUUGGGCUGGUAUCAUCAAAGAUGAGCUUGUGCAGGGCCGUCUUUAACAAGGGGCAAACAGGGCAGCUGCCCCGGGCCCAGUUGCUCCUGGGGGGCCCAAAGCAGCUGCCCUGUGGGCCCCCUGCCCACAGCCAGGUCUGAACAGCCCACUGGAAUACUGAGAAAUAUCCCGGUGGGCUGCAGCAGGUGAUGUAAUCAGGGGCCCCGGCCCUUUAAGAGAGCUCCUGACCGAGCCCCUGUCUUCCUGCCUGCUGGGAGGAAGUGUUGUGAGGUCACUUCCUCCCAAUUAACAGAGUGCCUACUGGGGAGGAGGAGGCAUACAUGGAGAGCAGGAGGUGGUUCAGACCAAGAAGAAGAAGACUCCCAUCAAUCUCAGCCAUCCAGCUCCCACUGGACCACAGGGAAGCCACACUUCUGUAAAGGUAAGGAGGGUGGCUAAACUAUGUGAAUUCAUAUGACUCUGUGUGUGUGUGUUUGUGUCAGUGUGUGUGUAUGUGUGUGUAUCUGGCUGUAUGUGUGUAUGUGUAUCUGGCUGUAUGUGUGUAUGUGUGUAUCUGACUGUGUGUGUAUCUGGCUGUAUGUGUGUGUAUCUGGCUGUAUGUGUGUGUGUAUCUGGCUGUAUGUGUGUGUGUGUAUGUGUGUGUGUGUAACUGACUGUGUGUGUAUCUGGCUGUAUGUGUGUAUAUCUGGCUGUAUGUGUGUAUAUCUGACUGUGUGUGUGUGUAUCUGACUGUGUGUGUGUGUAUCUGACUGUGUGUGUGUAUCUGACUGUGUGUGUAUAUCUGGCUGUGUGUGUGUGUAUCUGACUGUGUGUGUGUAUCUGACUGUGUGUGUAUCUGGCUGUAUGUGUGUAUAUCUGACUGUGUGUGUGUGUGUAUCUGACUGUGUGUGUGUGUAUCUGACUGUGUGUGUGUGUAUAUCGCACUGUGUGUGUGUGUAUCCGACUGUGUGUGUGUGUAUAUCUCACUGUGUGUGUGUGUGUGUGUGUAUCUGGCUGGCUGUGAUUGUAUCUGGCUGUGUUUGUGUCUGACUGUGUGUGUGUGUGUCUGUAUCUGACUGUGUGUGUGUAAGUGUGUAUCUGGCUGUGUGUGUCAGUGUGUAUCUGGCUGUUUGUGUCAGUGUGUGUUUAUAUGGCUGUGUUUUGUGUCAGUGUACAUGUACCUUUGUGUCAGUGUUUAUGUGUAUCUAUGUGUAUGUAUACCUAUGUGUCAGUUUGUAUGUGUACCUGCUUGUCUGUGUAUAUGUACCUGUGUGUGUAUGAGUGUCAGUAUGUGUAAGUGUGUAUCUGUGCGUGUGGCAAUGCAUACAUCCCAUCUAACAUUGCACACAAAUACAACCCUGCAUUCCAACAUUAACAAUGCACACAAAUACACCACUGCAUGUGUAUCUGUGUUCCUGUGUGUAUCACUGUUUGUGUGAGAGUGCAUCUGUGUGACAAUGCAUACAUCCCAGCAUUCCUACGCCAACACUGCACACAAAUACAUAUGUAUUUGUGUAUAUAUCUGUGUCAGUGUGUGUAAGUGUGUAUCUCUGUGUGUGGAUGUGCCAGUGUUUUUAUCUCUGUGUGUGCACGUGUAUUUAUGUAUGUGGCUGUGUGUGUAUACGCCAGUCUUUGUCAGUGUGUCCAGAUGUGUGCAUGUAUCAGUGUGCUAAUGUGUAUGUAUAUCUGUGAAUGUUGACAUUCAUACAUCACGGCAAUCAAACACAACAUGCAACCACACCCCUGCAAACAUUACAUACAAACACACCCCUGAAUUCAAACUCAAAAAGUAUAUGGAAACACAUCCCUACACUUAAACACCAAUACUACACCCUACAUGCACACACAUACUGUAUACAACAACAUGCUCACAUUCAAAUGCACAAACACUGCUCACAAAUACAGCCCUGCAAAAAUGGACAAAUGGUAGAUCCCCAGAUUGUUGGAAUUGUACAACAGAUGAGGAUCUAUCUUUUCUCUGCUCUUGCGUUAGAGGGAUGGCAGGAUCCAGGGGGCCCAAACAAAUGCCUGCCCAGUGUCCAAUCAAUGUUAAAGACGGCCCUGAGCUUGUGGGGCCUUUUCGGGUUGAGGAUGGAGUCAAGCUCAACUCCCAGUCCUACUGCCAGUUCCCGGAAGACACCUUCUUCAAGCAGUGGUACAGGAAGAAGUCUGCAUCCUUCAAGAAAAACAUGAUUUUCAUGCAGGACAAUGCUCCAUCACACGCGUCCAAGUACUCCACAGCGUGGCUGGCAAGAAAGGGUAUAAAAGAAGAAAAUCUAAUGACAUGGCCUCCUUGUUCACCUGAUCUGAACCCCAUUGAGAACCUGUGGUCCAUCAUCAAAUGUGAGAUUUACAAGGAGGGAAAACAGUACACCUCUCUGAACAGUGUCUGGGAGGCUGUGGUUGCUGCUGUAUGCAAUGUUGAUGGUGAACAGAUCAAAACACUGAUAGAAUCCAUGGAUGGCAGGCUUUUGAGUGUCCUUGCAAAGAAAGGUGGCUAUAUUGGUCACUGAUUUGUUUUUGUUUUGUUUUUGAAUGUCAGAAAUGUAUAUUUGUGAAUGUUGAGAUGUUAUAUUGGUUUCACUGGUAAUAAUAAAUAAUUGAAAUGGGUAUAUAUUUGUUUUUUGUUAAGUUGCCUAAUAAUUAUGCACAGUAAUAGUCACCUGCACACACAGAUAUCCCCCUAACAUAGCUAAAACUAAAAACAAACUAAAAACUACUUCCAAAAAUAUUCAGCUUUGAUAUUAAUGAGUUUUUUGGGUUCAUUGAGAACAUGGUUGUUCAAUAAUAAAAUUAAUCCUCAAAAAUACAACUUCCCUAAUAAUUCUGCACUCCCUGUAUAUACUAUAAAAAAUAUCUUUGUUCUCUACUUAGAGCACACAUCCUCUCUAGGUGUUGGGUCUAGCAGAGGACUCAACAUCUUAAUAUAGAAAUGUCUAAUAUAGAUGCUAACAGCACAUAUCUUUUUAACUUGUUUCUUCUUAUUUUGUUUUUUGUAUUUGUAGCUUCUCCUGCUUCUGAUGGUGGCUCAGCGGUAACAUGUUACACUGUUGAGAUGUCAAAGCCCGAACACGAAGAUCGGGGACAAGUCUACCAAGGUCUUGAGCUAGAAUGCACAGUGAGCAACCUCUUGCCUGGGCAGACCUACAGCUUCUGGGUCAGAGCUGCCAAUAAAGCGGGGGUACGUUGUCAUACUACUUGUUGGUAUAUGUCUGUCGCAAUGUAUUUAUUUUGUAUCAGUCCUUAUUUGUGUGUUUUUAUUUAUUUAUUUUUUACUUAUAGUGCGGACCCUUUUCAGAAAAAUCUGAAUUCUGCACAGCUCCUGGGCCACCUGAACGAUGCAAAAUGCCCUUAUUGAUCUGUAAGACGGCAAACUGCGUACUAGCUAGCUGGGAGGUAGGCGUGUUUCCUUUACCCAACUCUUUUGUGUUGAGAGUUUUGUUAUAUUUAGUUUAGUAUGAGCAUCAGUAUAUUAGAAACACCUCUAUUCUCUUGGCAAAGUAAACUAGUGACCCUUCACAUGUCUAGGUUUUUGUUAAAGGAACACUCUUAGUCUGCUGUAGUGGUUAUGGUGUCAGGUGUGCCCUCCCAGGUUACAUAGUCAAAUGUUUGCAAAAUGGCUUGACCACUUGCCUGGAGUCUGCUGGGUUACAGUUGUAGCUUCCUGAGAACGUGUAUCCUUGCAGCACCUUCCUGUAACUCCAGUGAGCUAAGACCUGCGGUGCAGAGCCGGUUCAUUGAUUGUCAGCCAAUAAGCUUUGCACUCUCUGGGUAACUAGCACUGUUACUGACUAUUGGGCAUUUCACAAAGUUACUUUCUGUUUGUAGGAAUUUCCGUUUUCUGCAAAUUCCUACUGAAGGCAAAAAUAAUAGUAAUGCAGAUGAUCAUGCAUUUGCAUGGUUACACUGUUUCUUAAUGCAUUCAAACUAUUUGCAGUGAAGGAGGUUUUAAGGUGUUUUUUCUCCACAAUUGAAAGCUGUUGAAUGUCUCAAAUUUAGUUUUUUUGGCAUGAAAUUUCAUCCUUCUCUAAUCAUUCACUGAAUAGUUUUAUAAUCACAUAUCUAUGUACAUUUUAAGGGCAUACUGUAUACUUCAUAGUCCAGGGGUAAGCAACCUUCGGCACUCCAGAUGUUCUGGAAUACAUCUCCCACAAUACUCUUACAGCCAUGAAGCUGGCAAAGCAUCAUGGAAGGUGUAGUCCGAAACCUCUGGAGUGCCAAAGGUUGCCUAUCCCUGCUACAGUAUUGUUAACAUGUAGUUAAGUUGUUUUGUGAGUAUACAGUAAAAAUAAUUAUUAAGUGAAUGGCAAGCAAUAAAAUGUAUUUAUUUAGCUCUAUGCUGGUUGAUAAGCCAACCCAAUUUUUCCCUAUCAUUUUCUGUAUUUAAUCUGUUCUUAAACUCAUGGUAUGCUCUCUUAAGUGGAUUUAAUUCCCCUGCCUUCUGCUCUUGGAAUGUGUGUGGCAUCAGCGGCUGGACAGAGCAGCUGCAGUGGCCAAGGAUAUUUGUUUACGAACUGUGAUUUAAAGAGGCAGUGUGCUUCUGUUUGUAUUGUCGUUGACAUUCUUUGUUUUCUUGAAGGUUCCUUUAUGCAACGGUUCAGAAGUCACCGAAUACAGGUUAGAAUGGGGAAGGAUGGAUGGAUGCAUGCAGAUAGUUUACGACGGCUCAUUUUCGAGCUAUGAAAUCAAAGGCCUUACACCGGCAACUACAUAUUACUGCAGAGUCCAGGUAGUGACACCAGAUAAUUGUUUUUUAUUUGAAAAAGAAUAACUAACAAUAUUUAUUUUGCUUUUUCCUAUUCCACCCACCCUACCCUGUCCUCUUUUUCCUUUACUCUCCAUCCUUUCUUCAUCUCUUUUUUCUUUCUCGCUCUCUCUCUCCCCCUCUCCCUGUUAACCUCUUUACAAUUUGUUUGUGUGUGUGUGUCUGUCUGUCUGUCUAUUGAUCUAUUGAUAUGACUGUCUCUAAUUUUCUUUUAAUCUUUGUGAAAUGGUAAAUACAGUGUAAAUCUUUUAAAAGAUAUAAAGAAAUGCUUCUCCUUUCAGGCUGUUAAUACAGCUGGAGCCGGACUAUUUGGAGAUACUGCCGUGGUGACCACUCCAGCGUCUGUUCCAGCUGCUGUGUCAAUUUUACAAGUGGUCGAUGAAGAACUUUUAGAAGCCUCACUUCCUUCCCCAUCCGAGUGCCUUGCGAUUGCCUGGAAAGAGCCAUGUUGCAAUGGGUCCGAUAUAACUGGCUAUAACAUAGAAUAUGGGGAUAAGCAGCAGCUAACCGUAGACUGUGUUACCAGCUGUAUUUUACAGAACCUGAUCCCUGAUCGCACCUACAGGUAAUAUAUUUACUGUGCAUUUACUAAUCACAUAAACCCCACAGAUGUUUUAUUUUUUUGUGUUGCCCAAUGGUUCGGAUAAUGUCAUCUGAUAUUCUUUUUGCUGGAUUACAGUUGGGAGUGGGAAAGGUUGUCCAUUACUGCACUUAAAAGUAAAUACUUCAAUAUUGCACAAAAGCUAUUUUUUUUUUUUUUUAAUUCUUUAUUUUAUUUGUGCAUGUGAUUAUUAAGUGUGUUUGCUUUUCCACAACAGCUGGAGCAAACUAGGUGGUAUACACAUGAAAACAGUAUUAUGGCAUUGAAAGCUUUGCACAUUUUUUAAAAAUUAAGUAGUCAGGAUGAACAUGUAUGACAUCACGCUGUGAGAUACAUAGUUGUAACUAAGAGUAGUUAAUCAUCGUGCGAGGUAAACGUCCCUAUCAAACAUGCCAUCUGUUUAUAACUUGGAUUAAAGAUAGACAGGUAUAGCACAGUACAUGGUAAGAUACAUUAACAGCAAUAAUAUGGUAGGCAUUAACAAUACACAUGCGUUAUCCAUGUAGCUGAAAGCAGGGGAAACUCCUAUGCACUGGGGUUACUACGUGUACUAUGUACCUAUGGAAAUGUCAAGUUGUCUUAGUGCUAGAGUGUUAGUCUGCAAAAUAAGUAAUAAGAGGCAUAAGGUCACACUACAGCAUGUACGAGAGCAACAACACUUGAUAAUCAGAUAAACAGAUUGCAUGCAAUUGUACUGUGAGAAUUUUGCAUUUCGUGGCUUGACGAUGAGGAAGCCCAUUUUUAUAUGGUAAUUUUAAUGUUGAGCGGAGAUGUCUAAUUAAUUGGGGAAACAACACAUUCAAACAUAGAUUAACUGCUAGACCUGGUGAAUAACUGUUAACUGAGUAAUGCCACUGGGUGCCAAACGCUUGGGGGAAUUGGUGUACAGGGUCAAAAUGAGAAAGCAACAUGGAUUAUUGCCUGCAGAAAGUUAAAAAGCUAAGGCUGCAGACAAGAAAUAAUUAAUUAGAGGGUUCAGCCUACUCCUUUCAUAUUGUGAAUGUUGCAAAGGUAAAAGUAACGGCACAUAUCCCACUUAUCUGCUCCCCACCAGCUCCAAGCCCCCCUAGAGUCCAAUGCUCUAGCUGCACGGGUCUCCUCAUGAGUGACAAUCCAGUGUUGUGGAGACGGGCCCCUACAGCUCCCAGCAUGGGUGCAGUCUCUUUUUAUGCCGUCGUGAGGUCGAUCAGGGCUAGUCAUCUUGACAGGGCUUUGGUGCCUGGUUGAUGUACGCGUCGGGUCUCGCUGAGCGGGAACUCUCCGACCGCAACUGAAUGCAGGGGUGCGGCGGCAGGCUGCUAUGUUCAGUGUGCUGCGAGCCUGUGUCUUCUGCGUCCCCGGCCUUCUCCUCCUAACCCUCCGGUGUUGGUGGUCACAUGUCUGCGGCGUUGGUGGCUGCACAACAGCCUGCUGCUCCGCAGACCACUCCACAACCGCUUACCUGUGGUGACACGUUCCUGCAGGCCUUUGACAGAAUAUGUGCCCAAUUCUGUGCAAAACUGGAUGUCCGCGUACUCACCACUCGCCUGGGUAACGUCCCCGAGAUCCGACCCGAGAGCCGGCAACACGUGGUGGGAACACACCCACAUGGCCACCGCAGAACGUCGAAGGUGGGGGACCUUCGACCUUCUGCGGUGGCCAUGUGGGUGUGUUCCCACCACGUGUUGCCGGCUCUCGGGUCGGAUCUCGGGGACGUUACCCAGGCGAGUGGUGAGUACGCGGACAUCCAGUUUUGCACAGAAUUGGGCACAUAUUCUGUCAAAGGCCUGCAGGAACGUGUCACCACAGGUAAGCGGUUGUGGAGUGGUCUGCGGAGCAGCAGGCUGUUGUGCAGCGGCCAUCUUGGGUAUGAGGCAGGCUUCAAUCUCUGGUUUCGCUGCAGGUUGCAGUGCUGAUAGUGUGACCCAGAUGAAUGCCAGUGGGGACCGGGAUAACCCCCACCGGUCCGGGAGGAAACAGGGCUCAGAGGUCGAUGGGUUUCAGGCCCGUACAGGGGGUCGGCCGCCCCCCCAACCCCCACCACAGGUGAGUUGAAAGGGUGAGUUUGCAAUGAGGUCUUCUUUGAGGUCUGUGCCCUUCAGAGUUGCAGCAAAGCCGGUCGAGUUUGUCUCUGGGUGUUCCUCAGAAGGGUUAAGUGUGUUUGUGCCAUAAGUAAGAUACCAAACUUUAAGAUUAGGAUCAGGAUUCUGGUAUCCUUGAGGAGCUUCAGUUACAUGCGACCAUCUUGGGCUCCAGUCAGGCCCCGCCCCCACGAAAGCUAUUUAAUCGCAACUUAAUAUCCAUUAAUUAAUGCUACCAUUAUGGCACUAGAUAUUUGUGUGUUGCAUUUCCCCCUGGGCUCGUCCAGCCUGUGUUUAUGGGAAGAACAAGUUUAGAACCAAUGAAUUUAAAAAUCAGGUUGGGAACUUUAUUUGAUGACUGUAUAUUUACAGCUUGCUGGUAAAUUUCAAACAUAGUUAAUUAUUUUGUGGCCCUUAAACUCUUGUGCAAAGCUUGUGGUGCUCAGAGUCAGAAAUUAAUUUUAUUGCAAGAAAUAUUAAACAAACAGUUUCUUCACUUAUUAAAAAAGGAAAAUGGCAACUUGUGUGGCCGGAAAAAUAAUAAAGUAUUUAAAAGAAAAAGGGUAAUUUACUAAGAUCAAAGGAUAGACUACAAAUAUGGUUCAUACAGAAUAGGUUAAAUUGUCUGUGAGUUAAAGAAUAUAGGCAGGGAAAACCUUGAAAUGUGUCUUAUGAGAUAUCUGCUUCCAUUUGCAUUGUUUUAUAUGACGAUGUCCUGAAAUUGCAUCUUAAAAUACCAGCCCUCCACUGAAUCUCUGUCAGCCAGAAACACAGCCAGUGCCUGGCUAAGCUUAGUGGUAAUAGUAGUUCAGUAAGAGAUGGAAUUCUGGAAUUUUGAUAAUACUUCCAUAAUGCCCCUACAUGUUCUUUUGAGCUCUGCCGGGUAUAAAGUGUGCAUAUGCGGUUCAGACUGAUAUCUGUGUUCAAUGUUUGGAAAAUCGUUUAAAAAAUGAAAUUACUUUUCCUUUCUUGCAGGAUACGGAUCCAGGCCAUAAACAGUUUUGGAGCAGGUCCUUUUAGCCCGUCUAUUAAAGCCAAAACCAAACCACCACCUCCUAACCCUCCCCCUCUGGAAUGUGUAGUUUUCAGCCACCAAAGCCUUAAGUUGAAAUGGGGUGACGGAUCGAGCAAAGCUUUAGCAACUGAAACUUCACAGUUCAAUUUACAAAUGGAGGAUAAGCUCAGCAGGUGAGUAGCUGGCUGGGGCUUGAGAACUGAUUAAUGAAUGACUCAUCUAUCCUGCAUGUUACCAGCUCAUUAGUGACAUAAAGGUAAUUGGUUAAAAUUUAACGUUGAGAGAUUCAGGUUCUCCAGACAUUAGCGAUGGUUUCUGUUAAUGGGCACAGAAUCAACUAAUUAAUCUUCUGGAGGUUUAAAAGCUCUGUUUGCUCAUUACUUUCAGCAGUUUGGCGCUGGGUCUCCUCACAGCUUGAAAGACAUGAGCUGGUGCAUUCUACAGCAUUUAUUUUCACUUGUUUCUAAGGAAAAUUAACAAUACAGUGCUUUUUUCUUUAAAUUAUUUUACUUUUAAAAGGACACUAUAGGCACCCAUACCACUCCAUCUCAAUAAAGUGGUCUGCGUGUCAGGACCCCCUCUCCCGUCAUUCUAAUGUUGCAACUGAAAAUAUUGCCGUUCUGCAGAACUGCAGAGUUUAUAUGCCUAUGGUACAGGGGUAGGCAACCGUCGGUACUCCAGAUGUUGUGUAAUACAACUGUCAGGAUUAUAGUUGAUCCAGCACGCAGAAUUGUAUCACACCUAAAGACUAAGGAUUACGUCUAACCGGACCUAAGAAUGGCCGGACUUAACGUACCGAAGAAUAGUCAAAAUAAUUGCCGAGGUCAGGGACACAGAAUGAGACGCAACGAUGAGGAAAGACAGAAGUCAAGAAUACCAGAAAUCAGGGAAGUCAAAACAAAGCCAUAGUCAAAUACCAGAAAAACCAUGAUCAGGAACACACUCUCGGAUAACCAGCUAGUGGAAACCACGACAGGACACUGGUAAAACCAUAAUUUGGGUUUAAAUAACCCUCGAUAGGCUGUAAUUGGCUGUCUCUGACCUCUGACCCCAAAAUGUAUGUGCACGUCUAUGACGUGACGUCGCACACAUGUUGGAGCCAUCUUUAAGUUUAUUAUAAAAUGCUGAUCCACAGUGACCGGCAUUCCUAAGAACGUCGCACCCGCUGGGGACCAGAACGGAGGGAGACCGGGCAGCUGCCUUCCGCGAUCAAGGUAAGUUUCAAACCUUUCUGUCCGCGUGGCUGCCUAGUUUAUGUGCAGCCACGCCGGCAGGAGAACCGUGACAACAACUCCCUUGAUGCUUUGCCAGCAUUAGGACUUUAAAAUGAUUAUCUCAGUCGAGGAAGCUGUGAUAACUAUAGAGUCCAGUGCUGUAAGGGAAAAAAGGUAAGUAAAAUACCACCCCACCCCCCUCUACAGUUUGGGGGCCGUUAAUUUAAAAGGCCACCAGGCCACUAUAACGUUAGGAAUAUACACCUUUAAGCUUGGUGCUGCUUCCGUCUACUUAGUGUAGCAACCAGCCCCUCUACUACAAUGGAAUCUACACAUAAUUAGAGAUUGUAUUUAUUUAUAAUAUAUAAUUUGUGUGGAUUGUCACUUGUUAAAGGCUAGAGAUGAGUGGGAAUUUUAAGCUGUGUUCUAUAUACCUAAAUCACUUACUGAACCUCCUACCUGUAAUGUAACUUGUAAAGUACAAAGUGCAACUAUUUACACUAUGCAAAUUAAAAAAAAAAAUACAGUAAUAAAAAAGAAAUAAUAGUUUUGGCAAAAUGAAACACAAGACUGUUUAUUCAAAGCACACUGCAUUGUAGUAAAUUGUAAACGUUAUAAAUAAUUCUCCAGUACCAAUAUUGUCAAAAUUUUGGUGAUUUAGGCCGAGGCUCAAGUUUGACCAACUUAACGGGUUCAUCAGUCAGGCUGCCUGGGUCUGUCAGUUUUUCAAAAGUGGUCUGCAGUGGUGUACUGCGGGCGGGGGUGGGAGGAGUUUAGUGGGUCCGCCCCGGGUACCACCAAUUAGGUGGGGGCCAUGAUCCUGGUCUGGGUGCUGGAGGGGGAUGUGUGAACUGUACCCCAUGGCAGCUGGGGUGCCGGGCGGCCGGCACAGCUCACAAGUGUAGAGACCAGCAAUUACUAGCUGAACUGGCCGCACGGAAGGAAAGUGGGGGCAUAGCUAAGAAAAGCCAGGGCAGGGUCAAACCGGCAGCGGGGACAGAGCUUAACAAGGCCCUUACCCGAUGUUGCUACUGCUGCACAUGGAGGUGCAACAAGAAGGAAUCCCUGCUUCUCCAACUAACUAGGUAUGCCCCUGGUAGUCUGUAUAGUGGAGUGGCACCACAUCAACACAAAAACGAGCCUGGCUGACCUUGAACAGGUGGAGGCGGAGGGGUUGACCCCUGCUUUGGUGUGGCUUUAAGACAAAAUGGCUAAUUUGUUAUCUCUAAUCUUUAAAAUUUCAUCUCUAAGAUCUCCCUUGUGUGUGUUUUUUUUUUAUUUUAAUAUUGCUACUGUUUGCUUAAUAAUUUGUCAUGUUGAAAACAAACCUAUUAGGGCCAAUAUGAAAGAUUGAAUCCUUCUAUUCCUAGGUUUUUUACAAUCUACAAUGGUCCAUGCCACACAUUCAAGGUUCAAAGAUUAAAUGAAUCAACUACAUAUAACUUCAGAAUCCAAGCCUACAAUGAUGCAGGAGAGGGGCCAUUUUCUGACGUUUACAACUUUACUACAACCAAAUCUCCACCAGCGGCAUUAAAAGGUGGGAAAUUCGGACUGGUUAGGUUUUUUUCAAAAGUCUAUCUGGCAGAGUGUGGAAAAAAAAAAUGUUUUAGCCCUCCAUAAACUGGUUGCUUCCAUGAUUAGCUUUGCAAUGACAGAAGGCAGUAAGUAUAGAUCUAAAGGAUAUUGAAAAUAACUACUUUUUACCUACAUGUAUAGCGUAGCCUACAUACUACAUACUGAUUGUUUUGUCAUCCAAUAAAGGAUUUAGUGAUCAAACCAACCAAACAUUUAGAUGUUUAUUAAUAAAAAGUUAAUAACAUUAUCACUGCUAGCGGUCAAGUGUCAGCUAGGUUGCAAAAUGUCCAUGUUGGAAGUAUUCUUUAUCUUAUCUAAUGUGAACAAAGUUUUACAAGUCCUGUUAUCAAGUGACCACAAUGUGCUUUGUUAUAAUGCAGAAUGCGAUUGUUUGCUUUUUAAAGUGCCAAGUAUUUCAUUUAUUGCUUGUGCUGAUAAAUUUAUGGCUUUAACAUAAUUUAUGAUUUUCAGCAACUAAUGUCCGUACUAGUUCACGUCUAGCCUUUGUGUGCCUCUGUAACCGUACCACGGGUAAUGACCCACUACAAAUAUGUCCAUCGACAAAUGGUAUUCACAGCAUCUCACAAGGCCAGUGUGCUUUUGCAUUACUAUAUAUUGUGAGAAGCGACAUGUGUUACAAAUGAGUAGCUGGAGGCAAGCACCUGUUUUGGAGAAGGCAGGUGUGAUCUUCAUUUAAAAGCAUAUUUUAUUCCAUAUAUUUUCAUGUGAUUUCACCGUAGGUUGAUUGUUUUUCCCACAUCUUGUAUUUAAGUAUGACAUUGAUGUAACUUAUGAGUUUCCUUUGAUUUACAGCACCUAAAGUACAACAGAUUGAACCUUAUUUGUGUGAAGUUACCUGGGAGGCUUUGCAGCCCAUGCGAGGAGAUUCCAUUGUUUACAUCCUUCAACUUACCAACGGGAGAGAGAUCGAUCAGGUAUGUAAUGAAAUUGUGAAAUAAUUGUAUUACAUUUUAUAGUUAUUACAUUUAUAUGGUGUAUUUUAUAAUAUACCAUAUAGGUAUUAAUGAUGUAUGUGCACACAGUCAGGGGACUGGGAUGGCCAUGGCAGAACCCUGAUUUUGUGGUCAGUAAAUGUUCAUUUUAAUGUAUGUUUUUGAUCAUUGUCUUGCUGGAAGAGCCAACCAUGGCCCAUUUUAAGAUGUCUGGCAAAGGCAGAUGAAUCCAUGCAUCUCUGUAAGGAAUGUUCAGCUCCUCUAGGCAGAAACACCUCUAGUGGGCGUCUCCGUGACUGCCACUAGAGAUGUUACUUGGCAGCAAUGUAAACACUACCUUUUCAAUGAAAAGGCUGAGUUUGCGGUGAAAACCUACAGUCGAUUAUCCAUUUUGCACAUUGCGUGAGCAGUCCCAUUGUCUUGAAAAUUAUUUUUUAAGGAGUGUUUUGUUUUUUUCCGGCUGUAAUUUUGGUGGAUUAAGCAUCAGACCAUCAACUUAAUAUAGGUCUUCAUAUCAGUUCAUGAGUUCAGAUAAGAACAUUCCUCAGAACCAUAACAAAAUGGGGGAUGGCUGAUUGGCUACCCUUGGCCUGCAUUUGUCAAACACAAAGUAACACUGUAUUUUUUUUGUUGAACAGGUAUACAAAGGGCCAGACACCUCAUUCAGUUUUACAAACUUUCAAACAAACUGUGAAUACCGGUUUCGAGUUUGCGCUGGACGACAAUACCAAGAUUCUACAGGAUUGCAGGAAUUAUAUGGACCUUACAGUCCAAGCACCACAUUCUCAUCUCAAAGACAAGAAUUGGUCCUACAGUGUCCAAACACUACCACGGAAUCUACAAAGGCCAAGAGGAAGCCCCUAAGUGAUGAGCAAUUUGCCAUUUUGCUACUGAUGAUGUUUGCAGUAGUGGCUUUCCUGUUUGCCGUUGUUAUUCAGUACUUUGUAAUCAAGUAGAUUUUAUUUGUCUGUUUCAAAAACAACCUGUGCUUUUUUUUCUUUUUUUUUUUCUUUCAAUAUUUAUGUUUAAUUAUUCUAAUUAAACUUAUAGGUGGAAAUGAUUGUAUUAUAUAUAAGUGCAUUUCCAUUCUUGCUGCUCACUCAUUGAGAGGCUGGAUCGACUGAAUCCUUCCUACAUGCAAAAACAUAAAGCAUCAUGAAAUUCUUAGAAAGGGAAUUAAAAUCCUGUGUUCUAGAACCGUGGUGUGAAAUGCCUUAAUAGACUCUUAAAUGUCAAGACAGCGCUGUUCGUUUAUGUGGAACCUCUGCUUUUAAAGCACGUCCUUGUUAAAUGUUCAGCUUUCGCAAGUGGUAGUUGACAAAAGGAAUAGUUUGUUCAAAAAAGAAAAGAAUGAUAGGCAUGCAGUUUCCACUCUUCCCUUUGGCCUCACAGGCCUGGCAAUGAAAGGGUGUGCAUAUACGAAAGGCAUUAGGGAAGCUUUUAGGAAAUCGUAGACAAGCACACUGUGAUUUAUUGUAUAAUCAGACGAUGUGAUAUUUGUGAAAUGGAAGUGAAGAAUAGAGAUGUGCGAAUCAAGUUUGCAAACGGACCAGUGGGUCUACAUUUCUUGGCUUUUCCACAUUGAUAUUAGGUUCUAUUAAAAUCCACUUUGCCUCCUUCCGUGUGCUAGACAUUGAAGGGUUUAUUUACUAAACUAUGCUGAAAAGGAAUUUGCUAAAUUUAAGGACAAAAUAAAAAAAGGUAAAACAAAUCCUCCCAGUUCCGUUUUCAAUAUCUCGUUUAGUAAAUAGCCCUCAGUCUUCAUUAGAACGCUGUCACCUUCUGUAAUGAAUACAGAAAAUAGAGCUGUAAUGAAAAACUGACUGUUCUUUCGUGAAACGGACUCGAGAUGGCGUACACUGGUUUUUUGUUUUUUUUUGAGAAUUUUAAGUAACUUCGAUACUGAUAAAACCUGAGAGUUCUGUAUAAUCUUUUAUAAGCUUACAUCUGGUGUGUUUGUGUAAACACAGUGUGUAUGGGUGCAUAUAAUUAUACAUACACUCAUAAAAAAGAGAUACUCCAUGUAGAACUUUCAUUGCAUUUCAGUAAAUCCUUAAAGGGACAGUUAGGCCUACUUUGUUCCAUAAUCACAUGAAUGAAGUCAUCGAUUUGAUUCAUGCCUGUGAUUUGUAAAGUGCCAUAUGGCGUUUCUCAGAGUAACCACCUAUUGCCUAUAACUCCUCCCCUUUCUCUGAUGCGCCAAACCAGCUGUCAAAACGAUAGCAUCAGGAAUAUUGUACAUGUACUCUGUUAGUGCAUGCGCACAGUUUUCUUCUAACAAUAGCUCGUUCAACGAGCCUAUGAUGCCAAAGGAAGGAGAAUACGGCAUUUAUCUGUGAAACACUGCUCUGAACGCAACUCAUUUUUCCUAGACAGGGAUUUUUCAGGAUACUGCUCCUUUAAUGAAUUCAAGUUAUCCACCAUCUGAAUGGUUUAAUGUAGAUUUGCUAUAUUUUUAUAGUAUGUCAUGUUAAAACAAAGCCGUGCUGAUUAUAUGUCUGUAGGAUUAUAAGGGAAACACACCAUUAUUGGUGUAAAAAUGAAUCCUAUAUAUUUUUUUUUUCUUCCUGAAAAAAGAAACUAAUGUUUAUGGAGUUUGGUGCUAAUAAAAUGGGCAUCCUUAAUAUAAUAGCACGGUAAUGUGAAGCAUGACCAUGCAGCUUCUUGCUUCCUACGAAUUCUUUAAAUUAUGUAGUGUACCUUUAAAGCAUUAGCUAAUAUUUCAACUCUUUAAUUGCAAUAUGUCCAAUCCAUUCAAUGUGUGCUAUUUCUGCCUUUUGAAGGGUAAAUAGGCCUUACGAACCCAUGAAGUGUAUGCAAAUCCAUUUCCAUAUGUUGACCUGCUUUGCAUUUCAUUUAUAUGUUAGAGUAAAAAAAAAAUAUAUAUAUAUAUCUAUAUCUAGUUUUCUGUGCUUCUAAAGAACAUAUUGCAGCACUUUCUGAAUAAGCACAGAUUUGUCUUUACGGAGGGGGAAAAAAAGUGCAUUUAUUAUAAAUGUUACACUAUUUAGCUCAAACUGAGCAAAUAAAUGUUUUUAUACUGUCUGUACUCUAAGAUAUAAAUGCCGCACGUUUUUGUUUUUUGUUCUUUACAGAGAUGCCCAUAUGAUGUAUUAUCUACUAACCUAAAUAUUUUUACAAAUAAGAUGUUUUUUUUUGUAAGAAAAUUAUCGUGCUGAUAAAUAUAUAUAAGUAUAUAAAUAUACAUUCCAUCACUUUAUAUUUCAGAUUUUUUUUUUUUUUAGUUCUCACAAUAUGCCAUUGUUAUUUAGAAUAUUUUAUAUCUAUUAAAACAUGGAUUUACAAAUGUGUGAGCAUAAUUUGCAUCAAUUUGACGAUGACUGUUUCUAAUAGUACAUGAGCUAUGGUCCAUUUUAAGAAUAUCUUGUCCGAGUCACUUUUAUUAUAGAAAAUAAAAUCUACAAUAACUCUAUUGUAGCAAAAUAUAGUGUUUAUUUUUCAUGUGAAUUUUUUUUCUUUUUUAUCAAAUCCUUAAACAUUUUUGAUUUCCAAACCUUUUGCAGAAAUGCAAAUCAUGUGCUAAAGCCCUUUUUUUUUUUUACCAUUUUAUGUAAUAUGUCACCCUUUUUUUUUUUUAAUGCAUAGUUGGAUGUCUUGUGUAUUUCUCCUGUUUAACAUUAAUUAAUCUAGAAAUUAUGUCUGCAUAUCAACCUGUAUUGCCACUCCCUUUAUAGUAGGCUCGGUGCAAUCGGAAAAAAAAAUGUAAAUUUUUUUUUUUUCUAGAUAUCUACACUUUGUAUUUGAAUUCUAUUUAUUUUGAUUUAUUAAGUCGCGAAAAAGUAAGGUUUGAAUGUAUUGUUCAAAUUGUAGCAGAAACAAUCAUCUCACGGUGAAAUAAAGUAAUUCCAGUAUUAACCCUUUCUCUGUCAGACCACAGUUCAAUGCUGACCCCUCUCACAGGCAAAGAGUUAAAUGAUCUUGAUGAGUGUCUGCGUGUGUGUCUGUAAAUAUGUUUUUGUACACUUGUUAGUGUCCGCUGUAUACAGACAUGUUUACAUUUUAUUCUGUAUUUGACUAUUUUACAUUUGUUUCUUUUCAUUUAUAAAAAGAUAGACUGUGUCAUCAUUGCCAAAGGAUUUUUUUUUUUUUAUUAUUUCUUAGCGAACAGAUUUUUUUCAAAGACACAUUACUUUAAACCGUCAUGUUUUUCCUUUAUUUUUAAUUUGUUUUCUUGUUUUUUUUUUUCCAUUGUAGACAGCAAUUGUAUUACAGGCUUCAACACGUACUAAAAAUUAUAAUGGUUCAUAGUGCAAAAAAAUAAAGCUACUAUAAUUUACUGAAUUAUUAGCGUACUGCCAUCAGACACUUACUGCUACUUUUUUCAUAGUUUUUUGAUUUUUUUUUAUCAUUAUUAUUAUUGUGAUUUUUUUUUUACAGACUAUUAUACAUUCCAAAUUUAUGUAAUUUAGUGGAGUCCUUGUUAGAGACAUGUUGCUUUGUAUCUUCAUUGUAAUUUUGAGGUAUCUUCUACAAUAUAAUAAAAUUACCCUGCUUAUGUAUAACUAAAUUGUUACUAUGAAAUAGUUAAUAUAUUUAAUGUCCAAUAAAAAGUAUAAAAAUGUUUAUAGGGGAGUUUGUUUCUUGGGUUGUAGUUUUCAAACUGCAUUUUUAUAAUGUUAUAUUUUUGCAGAACAAGGCUUACCCUGCUGUUAUUCCCCUUAGAACUAAUCUCUCAUGUUUUUAUUUUUUGCCUAAUAAAAUUCUUCUAAUUCUGUCUAAAUGUUGUGUCUUUGUCCCUGGCCUAUACUAACAUAUCCUAUUUUCAGACGACUGUUGUGUAAAUGUAUGGACUUUAUAAAAUUAUAAUACUGCCUGAAUAUUGAUUGGCUACCUCCCACUAUUAAACCUCAUUGGUCGAGAUUUGUGAACACUCGCAAUAAAAAAAAUUUUAGGGGCUGAACGGUCUCUGUACCUUUUGAACUUUUUAUAAAGAUAGAAAAGCUAGUUUGACUGUGUUGGAAUUUCUUUCAAAUUCCAAUACAAUGAAAAGAUAUACAUGAGACAAAGUAAAAACUAUCAAAUUACUCGUGGCAAACAUCGGCUCCUACGGC